CGCACACGACCGACGUCUUGCAUGUUCCUCUUGGCUCGGGGAUGCCCGCUGCCUUCGCCUCCUGAUUUCACAUUUGACUUUGCUCGUUUCCGAGUGUUCGACUCCCGACGCUGCCCCACGCGACCAUGGAGCAGCGACAGCAGCAGCAGCUGCAGCAGCAGCAACAGAUCUCGUCCCGCACGGAGCAGCGCUUCAGCCGGCAGGUCACCAGCACGCAGCAAGUGCAAGGAAUGGUGAUGCAGUCUUCGCCACAACUUACGUUCGGUAACAGGCCAGGAGAUGUCUCACCCCCAGUCUUCGAACAGAUUUUCCGAAAUGCCCGCUUUGCACAGGGUGGUAAUGCCCUGUUUGAGGGUAAAGUCCGGGGUAAUCCGAAGCCUGUUGUUUCAUGGACAAGGAAAGGCGCUCCCCUUCUUGAAUCAAACAAAUAUAAAAUGAAAUAUGAUGAACAGACUGGAAAUGUUUCAUUGCUCAUCAAUGCAAUAGGACCAGGAGAUGAAGGGGAGUACACAUGCACUGCACGAAAUCAGUACGGUGAAGCUAUCUGUUCAGUUUACAUACAACCUGAAGGUCAGGGGCAGAUUAUACAGCAGCCUCCAGGUGGCUACCAGAGAGAGUUUACUCAGACAAUUGAAACCUCUGAACAGCGAACAACACAGCAGCGUUUUCAGAAACAGACAACAGGAAAAAUUUCAUAUGCUAAUGGACACAUUGUAGAAGAGGAUUUUAAAGUGGACACAUUUGAGUACCGGCUUCUCCGUGAAGUUGAGUUUCGUGAAUCAAUAACACGGCGCUUUGUUGGAGAAGUUGACAGAGAGAUCAGUACAGUUAUUGAUCGAUCACUGGGACCUGUUGCACCUCCACAAAUAGCACAGAAACCACGAAAUUCCAAACUCCAGGAAGGUACCACAGCGACAUUCCAGGCUAAAGUUCCAGCCAACCCACGUCCAAGGAUUACAUGGUUUAAGAAUGGACAGCGCAUCACUCAUUCCCAGAAGUAUGAAAGUAGUUACUCAAACCAACAAGCUGUUCUUAAGAUUAACUCUCUCCAGUCUGAAGAUUCUGGACAUUAUACUCUCCUGGCGGAGAAUCCUCAAGGAUGUGUUGUAUCAUCUGCUUACUUAGCUGUUGAAUCGUCUGCGACUCAAGAUGGACUUGAUCAGAGGGGAAGAGUUCCUCAUACAGAACCUUCUGAGGGCACAGAGGCAGGGAAGGCUCUCGCACCUAACUUUGUGCGGGUUUGUAAUGAUCGUGAUGUUACUGAGGGUAAAAUGACACGUUUCGAUUGCCGAGUGACUGGCCGACCUUACCCAGAAGUGGCGUGGUUCAUCAAUGGGCAACAAGUCAGUGAUGAUGCAACCCAUAAAGUGUUGGUCAAUGAAUCAGGCAACCAUGCUCUAAUGAUAACAAAUGUGAGCAUUUCAGAUGCUGGAGUAAUUACCUGUGUAGCCCGCAACAAGGCUGGAGAGACUUCCUUCCAGUGCAAUUUAAAUGUAAUAGAGAAAGAACAAGUUGUAGCCCCAAAAUUUGUGGAACGAUUCAGCACAGUACAUGUGAAGGAGGGGGAGCCAGUGGUAUUGAAAGCCCGAGCUGUUGGCACUCCCAUCCCUCGCAUUUCAUGGCAAAAGGAUGGGGUCCCCCUGGCGCCGGGACCUGACGUAAACAUCCACACAGACGGUGGAGCCUCGACACUGGACAUCCCGCGAGCCAAGGCGUCGGAUGCGGCCUGGUACCAGUGCACCGCUCAGAACGUCGCAGGCUCCACCGCCACACGUGCUCGCCUCUUUGUCGAGACACCUAAGGGCGCCACACCUCCUCCCCGUCGUCUUAAUUUACCACGACCGACGAAGGUCAUUGAACCUGAACCAGAGCCAGGGCCUGAGGUAAUCUAUUUACGCCAUGUGGAGCGUGCGAAGCCUCACAUGCCUUUGCCAGAAGAAGAGCGUAUCUACCCACCACCACAAUUUAUUAUUCCACUGAACAAUGCUCAUCAGGUUGAGGGAGGACGUGUACAUUUUGAGGCUCGCAUUGAGCCUGUUGGUGACCCAAGCAUGAAAGUUGAGUGGUUUGUGAAUGGCAGACCUCUGGCUGCAAGUUCUCGUGCUACAGCUACAUUUCAGUUUGGUUUCAUCGCACUUGACCUGAUAAGCAUUCAGCUGGAGGACAGUGGAGAAUAUGUUUGCCGUGUGUCAAGCAAUUCGGGAUCAGUUGAAUCUCAUGGUCUGCUGAGUGUAACAGGCCGAGUUGGCAUCGAACAAUCUAGUCAGCACCCCGACAGCCUGCAAUACAUCCAACAUUUGGAAGACUACUCACGCUAUCAGCGAACAGAGAGUAUAGAAGAAGUCUCGUCUCAACGGCCUAACUUCAUUCGACCACUUCAGGAAUUAGGAGAGCUGCAAGAAGGCCGAAAUGCCCACUUUGAAGGACAGCUCACUCCCGUCAGCGACCCCACUAUGAGGGUGGAGUGGUUCAAGGACGGGAAACCGAUCACAGCAAGUUCUCGCAUUACCACCAUCUUCAACUUCGGUUAUGUCUCCUUAAAUAUAUUGCACCUACGGGCUGAAGAUGCUGGUACAUACACCGUGCGAGCUGUGAACAGAACAGGCGAGGCUAUUAGCUCUUCUACUCUCAAAGUUCAAGCACGUACUAGCGUGACAGCAGAUCUCGGUAUACCAGAGCAGCAGAGAUAUAUUGAGAAAGUUGAAGAACUGGAAGCUUAUCAGCAGUAUCUGCAAUCACAGCGAUAUGUGCAGGAACCUCCAGAGAGCACAGCACCUCCUGAAUUUAAGUCACCGAUUAAAGACCAGCUGAAUAUCAGGGAGGGUGGAUUUGCUCAUUUUGAAGCUCGUCUUGAGCCUAUUGGUGACUCUACUCUACGAGUGGAAUGGCUAAAAGAUGGAAAACCAGUUGAAGCCAGUUCACGAAUCACAAGUUUUUUCAAUUUUGGAUAUGUGGCAUUAACAAUUAAAUCAGUCACAACUCAUGAUAUUGGCACUUACUCAUGUCGUGCAAUAAAUACUCUGGGAGAGGCUGUAACAUCAGCUAAGUUAACAGUUGUUAGUAAGAAAGACAUCAUUAUGGACAGUCAACACCCAGGAGGCCUUGAGAAAAUACAGUAUCUGGAAGACACAAGUCGCUAUGGCCGAAGCCUUCAAGAAGAGACUACUGUCACAAAGAAACCAAUGUUUCUUGGUCCACUGAAGGGUACCAACAAAAUUGUGGAAGGUCAGAGGGCCCACUUUGAAGCCCGAGUGGAGCCUCAACAUGACACAACAUUGCAGAUUGAGUGGUACUUCAAUGGGAAGGUAAUUAUGACUGCUAACAGAAUCCAGACAUAUCAUGAUUUUGGUUAUGUGGCAUUAGACAUUCUUGGUGUCCGUGCUGAAGAUGCUGGUACCUAUACUGUGGUUGCAAGAAAUGCCCUUGGUGAAGCACAGUUAUCAGCCAGUAUGGUUGUCGAGACUCGCUCAAGCAUAGACACCACAAGUAUGCAUCGUGGCACAUAUGAAAAGACACAACGCCUUGAAGACUCAAAGUUUAUUGAACCAUCAUAUCAUAUUGAAGAAAUCUCAAAAUCGAAACCAAUCUUUGUACAGCCUCUGUCAGACCCAAAACCCAUAAGUGAAGGCAAGAAUAUUCAUUUGGAAUGCCGUCUGGAGCCUAUGGGAGAUCCAACAAUGCGUGUUGAAUGGUUCUAUAAUGGACGACCAAUCACAGUUGGAUCACGCUUUAGAACAUACUAUGACUUUGGAUAUGUGGCACUAGACAUCGUGCAGGCCACUUCUAUGGAUUCUGGUGAAUACACUGUGCGAGCAACAAAUCAUCUUGGAUCUGCACACACAUCAGCUUGUGUGAGGGUAAUCAGUCGCUCAGAUAUUGUAACGGAAACACAGAAUGAAUCAGCUCUUGAACAGAUCCAGUAUUUAGAAGAUGCCUCUCGACAUCGAAGAACAGUAACAGAAGAUGUUACAGUGGUUCAAGCUCCGCAAUUUACUCGACCAUUACAUAACAUUGAAACUGUUGAAGGCACAAACAUCCAUCUGGAGUGCCGCCUGCAGCCUGUUGGAGACCCUACAAUGAGAGUUGAAUGGCUUGUCAAUGGGCAGCCUGUCAAGACAGGACAUCGCUUCCGACCAGCGUAUGAUUUUGACUAUGUGGCUCUAGACUUGCUGAGUGUAUAUCCUGUGGAUUCAGGUGUUUACACAUGCGUGGCUCGCAAUCAGCUUGGUGAAGCUGUUACUUCAUGUUCAGUUAAAAUCAUAGCGAAAAAGGAUCUGAUUCUGGAAACUCAACAUCCAUCUGGGCUGGAAAAAAUUCAGUAUUUGGAGGACACAUCACGUUAUCGAAAGACAGAGUACAUGGAUGAAGUAGUGAAUGUGCGCCCACGUUUCAUCACAAAGCCCAAAAAUUUAGAUAACAUGCGUGAGGGUCAGCAUGCGCACUUUGAGUGUAAGCUUGAACCAGUGACUGAUCCAAACCUGAAGGUGGAGUGGUACAAGAAUGGGCGUCCAGUUACUGUAGGUCAUAGGUUUCGGCCCAUUCAUGAUUUUGGGUACGUUGCUCUGGACAUCAUAGACCUUAUUGCUGAGGAUUCUGGUACAUAUACAUGCCGUGCAGUAAAUUUGCUUGGAUCUGAUGAGACCACUUGUGUUCUUAAUUGCAGAAGCACUGCACAGAUCUUGACAGGUACUCAGAAUGAGACAGGACUUGAGCAGAUUCAGUAUCUUGAAGAUAAAUCUCGUUAUCAGCGUUCUGAAUAUAUUGAAGAGACUACAAAGCAAGCACCAAUAUUCACUACAUCUCUGAAGCACAUGGAGAUCAAAGAAGGCCAGAGGGCACACUUUGAAUGCCGCCUUAUACCUGUGUCAGAUCCCACAAUGAAAGUUGAAUGGUUCCACAAUAAUGUCCCAGUGAAGUCAGGUUCUCGAUUUACUGAGACAAAUAACUUUGGUUUUGUUGCAUUGGACAUAAUGUACUGCUAUCCAGAAGAUUCUGGGACAUACACAUGUCGCGCCAAGAAUAUUGUUGGUGAAGCUAUGACAUCUGCCAAUCUGACCUGUAUCUCAAAGAAAUCAAUUUAUAUGGAAACGCAACAUGAGGAAGCAUUAUCAAAACUGACAUAUUUGGAGGAUACGUCUCGUCAUCAGCGACAGACAGUCCAGGAAGAAGCUGUGACCCAGGCACCGAUGUUCACACAGCCAAUGAAGGAUGUCCGUGUAGCUGAAAAUCAGGCUAUGCACUUUGAGGCACGACUUAUACCUGUAGGAGAUCCGAAGUUACGCGUUGAGUGGCUUCGAAAUGGCGUUCCAAUUCAAGCAUCAAAUCGUGUGACAACUAUGCAUGAUUUUGGAUAUGUUGCACUGAACAUGAAGUAUGUUUACCCCGAGGACUCAGGCACCUACACUUGCCGUGCUAUCAAUGAACUUGGACAAGCAGUCACUUCAGCAACACUUGUUGUUCAUUCCAAAGCAUCGUUGCUUCUGGAGAGCCAACAUGAGGCUGCACUGCAGAAACUUCAGCAGCUUGAAGAUACAUCAAGGUAUCAACGGCGUGAAGAGGAGGAGAUUAUUGUAACUCAGCCACCAAAGUUUACAGCUCAACUUAAUGGACCCACAGAGCUAAUUGAAGGUCACAGUGCUCAUUACGAAUGCCGCAUUGAACCGUAUCCAGAUCCCAACAUGCGUGUUGAAUGGUUCCACAAUGGAAAACCACUACAACUAGGUCACCGUUUCCGGACUACUUAUGACUUUGGAUUUGCUGCACUUGAUAUACUUACUGUUUAUCCAGAAGAUUCCGGAGAAUACACUUGCAAAGCAACAAAUAAAUUGGGGCAGGCUUCAUCAUCCAUAAAAGUUAAUGUCAAAUCCCGUUCAUCAAUCAUUUUGGACACCCAACAUGAAGGCGCAUUGCAAAAGAUUCAGUAUCUGGAGGAUGAUUCCCGCUACAAACGUGCAGCUGUUGAAGAACAGGUGAUAGCUGAAAAACCACAAUUUGGACGGCCAUUACGAAAUAUUGAUCGAUUGCCUGAAGGACAGAGUGCUCACUUGGAGGCCACACUUACACCAGUUAAUGACCCUACAAUGCGUGUUGAGUGGUUCUGCAAUGGCAGACCCAUUCCUCAAGGUCAUCGUUUCAAGACAACUUAUGAUUUUGGAUAUGUGGCACUUGAUAUCCUGUAUGCAUAUGCUGAAGAUUCAGGCACAUAUAUGUGUAAGGCACGUAAUGCAGUUGGAGAGGCUGUUACUACAUGCUCUGUUACUGUUGAAGCUAAAUCUGGCCUCUACUUGGAUACUCUUGAUGAAAACCGCUUGAAGAAAAUAAAAGACCUGGAAACAUUUGAGAGGCCUCAAAAACCAGAAGUUGAACCUGAAAUGCAAAAGCCUGUGUUCAUUACUCCACUUGUCAGCUUAGAAAAUCUGAAGGAAGGUGAACAUGCUCAUUUGGAAUGUCGUGUGGAACCUAUAAAUGAUCCUAAUCUCAAGAUUGAAUGGUUUGUGAAUGGAAUUGCCAUAAAAACAGGUCACAGGUUCCGUACUACACAUGACUUUGGUUAUGUUGCUCUUGAUAUUCUGUACACAUAUGCAGAGGACUCUGGAACUUAUAUGUGUAAAGCAACAAAUUUGGUGGGAGAAGCUGUGAAUACUUGCCAGAUAACAGUUGGAGCUCGCCGUAGUAUCUAUUUAGAAUCUCAGCAUCCUGAAGGCUUACAGAAAAUCCAAGAACUUGAAGCACAAGGUCGGCCUGCUCGACUUGAAGUGGAGGAACCUGAAGUCACCCCGCCACGUUUUGUAACAGAACUUCGGGGCACAACAGAAAUAUUUGAAGGGCAGACAGCACACUUUGAAGCCCAAGUGGAACCUCUGCAUGAUCCAAAUCUACGUAUAGAGUUUUAUCACAAUGGUAAACCUCUUCCUUCAGCAUCACGCUUCCAUAUCACUUUUGAUUUUGGUUAUUUGGCACUUGACAUAACCCAUGCUGUUCCUGAAGAUGCUGGAGAAUAUACUGCCAAGGCCAUCAAUGCCCUUGGACAGUGCACUUCUACAAUUACUUUACGUGUGACAGCUAAAAGCAACAUUGUGCUCGAGUCCCAGCGACCAGAAGGAUUAGAUAAAAUUCGAGCCUUGGAGCAGCAUGUCCCAUACCAGAGGCCAGAGGUUCCAGAGCCAACUAGACAAAGGCCUGUGUUUACACAGCCAUUACAGAAUAUUGACUCUAUAGCGGAAGGGCAGACGGCUCACUUUGAAUGCAGACUGAUACCUGUGGGUGAUCCCACACUCAAAGUGGAGUGGUUCCGUAAUGAGAAACCCCUUGAAACAAGCUCAAGAAUUACGAAGACACAUGACUUUGGCUAUGUGGCAUUGGAUAUGACACAUGUUAGGGCUGAAGAUGAUGGUGUGUAUAUGUGCAGGGCUUCAAAUGCUCUUGGUGAAGCUGUGACAACAGCAUCUAUGAAAAUAAAAACAAAGGCGGACAUACAACUGGAAACUCAACAUCCUCAGGGCAUGAAACGAAUUCAGCAAUUAGAAGAAGGGAAAGCACCAGCACGGCCAGAACAACCAGAACGUGAAUUUGACAAACCCAUCUUCACACAAGUGCUCACAGGUCCAUCUGAACUGUGGGAGGGACAGCAUGCACAUUUUGAGUGUCGUGUUGUACCAGUAGGUGAUCCAAAUAUGCGAUUUGAGUGGUACAUUAAUGGGACAGAGCUGAAAUUAGGAUCUCGCUUCCAUGUCACACACGACUUUGGUUAUGUGAACUUGGAUAUUAACUCUGUCAUUAGUGAAGAUUCUGGAGUCUAUAUGUGUAAAGCCAUAAAUAAAGCUGGGGAAGCAGUGUCUUCAAUAUCACUGAAAGUAAAAACACGUUCAUCAAUUAUUGGAGAUACUCUUCAACCUGAUGCAUGGCAAAAGAUUCAGCUGAAAGAGGCAGAAAUGAAUAAAGUUCCUCCACAAUUUGUAGAUACAACACCUCAACAAGCACCUGUUUUCACAACUCAUUUGACCAGCCAUGAUAAACUCGUAGAAGGUCAAAAUAUUUUAUUGGAGGCACAAGUGGAGCCACGCACAGAUCCAAACCUUCGAGUUGAAUGGUUCAAGAAUGGAAAACCACUUGCUACUGGCACUAGACUUAGGACUACGUUUGACUUUGGCCAUGUCAGUUUGUCUGUCACUGGAUUACGAGCUGAUGAUUCAGCCAUUUACACCUGCAAAGCCACAAACUUACUGGGAGAGGCUGUAUCAACUUGUACUCUCAAAGUUGAAGAUCGACACUGGCUAUUAGCUGGAUCACUUCGUCCUGAGGCCUUACCAAAGAUUGAAGCUCUUGAAGAACCAAAGGCUGGUCGUCCUGAAGCUCCUGAGCCUACCUAUGAAUCACCAGUGUUUAUUACCCACUUGAAUAACGUUGUCUGUACUGAAGGCGAGAGUGUUCACUUUGAAUGCCACGUGGAACCUUCAAAAGAUCCAACACUCAAUAUCGAAUGGUUCAUAAAUGGCAAGCCAUUGCCCACUGGUGCUCGCUACAAAUCCACUUAUGAUUUUGGCUAUGUGGCUCUGGAUAUAAUUCAUGCUUAUGCAGAGGAUUCUGGUGUGUACAGCUGUAAAGCCACAAAUAGCAAGGGACAGGCUGCAACAUCAGGAACUCUGAAAUGCACAAGCAAGCAAGACAUCUUCUUGCAGACACAACAUCCACAGGGUGAAGCAGGCCUUGAGGCUGUGCGUGAGGCAGAAGGAGCAUACUUAUCAAAAUAUCAGAGGCAGCCUCUAGCUCCUGAAAAAGAUUAUCCAAAGCCAGUAUUUGUGGUGCCACUUCAAGAACAAGUAACACUGAAUGAAAAUGAAGCUUUGCAUGUUGAGUGUCAAGUUGAGCCCAAGGAAGAUCCAAAUCUCAAAGUUGAAUGGUUCUUCAAAGGAAAGCCUCUUGAACAUGCAACACGUUUCAAGACAACAUGUGACUUUGGCUUUGUCACACUUGAUUUGACUGAUGUUUAUGAAAGGGAUCAAGGAAUAUACACUUGUAAAGCAACCAAUUUAAAAGGAGAAGCAUUUACCUCCACAACAAUAUACUGCAAAGGGAAGGAGAGUCUAAUUGAACGUACACAGCACCCAAAAGGAGCUGAAGGUCUGGAAAAAAUCCAGGAUUUGGAAGAAUCACUGAGGAGGCAAGAAGGAGCUCCUCCAGAACCCGAGGAAGGCCAUCCGCCUGUCUUCACCUCACAGUUUCAGGAUCUCAAGAACCUUAGUGAGGGAGAGAUUGCACACUUUGAGGCUUCCCUUACCCCAGUUGGUGACCAGACUAUGACAGUAGAAUGGUUCUAUAAUGGAGAGGUAAUCAAAGCAAGUCACCGCAUUAGAACUGUACAUGCAUUUGGGAUGGUUGUCCUAGAGAUAUUAGGAACUAAAAUUGAAGAUUCCGGCACUUAUACUUGUAGAGCAACAAACAAAUGGGGCCGUGCCGAAAUCAGUGUUGAACUGGAAUGUGUUGACAAGUCAAAGGGUCAGAAACCACACUUUACAACACACAUUCAGAGUCUUGAGAAUCUGAAAGAAGGUGAAUCUGCUCAUUUUGAAUGCACACUAACACCUGUGGGAGAUCCUAACUUGAAAGUGGAAUGGUUUCACAAUGGCGAGCCACUGCGACACUCCUCCAGAAUCAAAUCAGUAUCUGAUUUUGGCUUUGUUGUGAUGGAUAUCUCAUAUGUCCAGAGCCACGAUACAGGGGAGUAUGUGUGCAGAGCGAGCAACAAGUAUGGGGAAGACUUUACAAGAGCAACCAUAAAAUGUUCUGGACGUGGUGGUGUGUAUUUGGACAGUCUGCAGCCUGAUGCACUUGCUCGCAUUCGUGAAAUGGAGCUCUCCCAGGGUGGGCAACCUCAGGCUCCAACCACUCCUGUUCUUGAACCACCUGUUUUUACCACACAUAUAUCAGAUGUCACAAACCUGGUUGAAGGGCAAAGUGCACACUUUGAGGCUCGUCUUACACCAGUCAAUGAUCCAAACCUCACAGUUGAGUGGUUUUACAACGGUAAAAAGCUCCCACAUGGCCAUCGUUACAGAACAUUCCAUGACUUUGGUAUUGUUAUUUUGGACAUCUUAUAUUGUUAUGAAGAGAACUCCGGAGUUUAUGAAUGCCGUGCAGUCAACAAAGUAGGCCAGGAUGUCACAAAAGCAACACUAAAAUGUGUAUCAAAGGCCAAUCUCAUCUUGGAUUCACAGUUGCCUCGAGGGAUGGAAGGUGGAUUGGAAAAAAUACAGAAUUUAGAAGAUUCACACUUAAAGAUGAGAGAUGAAAAAACUACAGAAACAAAAGGCCAAGCCCCUGUCUUUACAGUCCCUCUGUCAAAUGUUGACAACCUUCGAGAGGGAGAGAGUGCACAUUUUGAAGCCAGACUUAUUCCUACAGAUGACCCAAAACUCAAGGUUGAAUGGUUCUGGAAUGGAAAACCGCUAAGGACAGGGUCCAGGUUCCGUACAUUCUGUGACUUUGGAUUUGUGAUAUUGGAAAUUUCUCCAGUGUACCCAGAAGACUCUGGUGAAUACUCAUGUCGUGCCUUCAAUGACUAUGGGGAAGCUGUAACAACAGCAAGUAUGAAAGUGCAAGGAAAGAGGAGUAUCAUAUUAGAAUCUCAGUUGCCAAAAAGUAUGGAGCAUACUAUUGAGAAGAUUGCAGAACUGGAAGGUCUUGGAAGUGCUCCAGCUCCAGCCGCACCUGAGGAAGAUUCUGGAAAACCUCCAGAGUUCAUCACUACUCCAAGUGACCUGACACUAACUGAAAAUUCUUUGGCACACUUUGAAUGCCGUCUGAUUCCUAUCAAUGACCCCAGUAUGAGAGUAGAAUGGUUCCAUAAUGGAAAGCCUCUUUGGGCAGGGUCACGAAUCAAGACCAUAAAUGACUUUGGCUUUGUCAUACUUGAAGUUGCUGGUGUAUAUCAGAGAGAUUCUGGUCUUUAUACUUGUAAGGCCACAAACAAACACGGUGAGGCAACUGUAUCAUGUCAGCUGCAAGUCCGCAGUCGUCAGGGAAUCAUUCUUGAGCCACAAUUACCAACAAAUUUUAAAACGGGCACUGAAAGUAUCCAGAAGCUGGAGGAGGCGUUAUACAAGAAAGAUGAAAUAGUGACAGAAGAAGAGAAACCAAAUCCUCCCAGGUUCACUGUUGAAUUGAAGGAUGUACUCGACGUGCAAGAAGGAGCACCGAUCCAUUUCGAGUGCCGUGUAGAACCGGUCGGCGAUCCUACGAUGCGUAUCGACUGGUUCCAUAAUGGUCGACCAUUUGCCACGGGCUCUAGAGUCCAUAUGCUUAAUGAUUUUGGCUUUAUUGUUCUUGACAUGGAUUACACAUAUGCCAGAGACUCUGGUGAAUACGUGUGCUGUGCCACCAACAAGUGGGGGUCAGCAACAACGAAAGCUACACUCACUUGUAAAGCAAAACGAGACGUUGUGUUGGAAUCACAGUUGCCACAAGGAAUAAGUGGUGAAAAGUUGAAGGAACUGGAGAGAGGACCACUGACAGAGGCUCUCCCUGAAGAGGCGCCAGCAUCACCUCCGAAGUUCAUAACUCAGAUCACAUCAGUGGGCAUUGGUGAAGGUGAACCUGUCCACUUUGAGUGUCGUGUGGAGCCCCGAACAGAUCCAAAGUUACGAGUGGAAUGGUAUCGUAAUGGGAAACCGUUGCCAUCUGGACACCGCUUCCGUACAGUCUAUGAUAUGGGCUUCGUAUCCCUCGAUAUAUUGUACACCUAUCCUGAGGACUCGGGUGAAUAUGUGUGUCGUGCUGUCAAUGACCUUGGAGAAGAUACAACAAAGGCAACAGUGUCUUGCAAAAAGCUGCCAACAAUCAUUCUACAGAACCAGGUUCCUAAGGGAAUGAAAAAGUCUGAAGCCCUUAUGCAGAUGGAAGCCACCAUAAAGAAAUACACAUCAGAAAUUCAUUUGACAGAGGAUGAUCUUUAUGAUCCUGAUAAAAAGCAACCACCAAGAUUUGUGACCCAGAUACAAGAUCAGACAACACUAGUUGAAAUGCAAACUACAAAGUUUGAGUGCCAGCUGGCACCUGUUGGAGACCCAAACAUGAAAGUUGAGUGGUUUCUGAAUGGAAAACCACUUCCUCACAAAAACCGUUUCACACCAAUCUAUGAUUUUGGCUAUGUAGCCAUGAAUUUUGGGUGGGUGUAUCCUGAGGAUAGUGGCGAAUACUUGUGCAGAGCAACCAAUCUGUACGGUAUGGACGAGACUCGUGCUGUAAUCAGAACUGCUGGGAAACCUGGCAUUAUCUAUGAAUCUCAGUUACCAAAGGGAAUGAAGAGCAUUGAACGUAUACGUGAAAUGGAGGCAGCUUGGCAAAUAGCACCUGAAGAACCAGAAGAAGAAACAAAACCUCGUUCUGCACCAGUUUUUGUUACAAAACCUGAACCAUACACUACUGUUGAAGGAGAACCUGCAAGAUUCUGUUGCCGAGUUACUGGACAUCCCCGUCCAAGGCUUAUGUGGGUUGUUAAUGGGCAAACUGUCGUUAAUGGUACUCGCUACCGACUGACGUAUGAUGGUAUGUGGCACUUGGAUAUUCCCAAGACACGACAAUAUGACCAUGGCAAGAUUGAGAUUAUUGCUCGCAACUCAGUGGGAGAAGCAAUAGCUACUACGGAACUUACUGUGAAAGCACGUAUGGAUGAUUACCGUGGAGUACUAAAGAACUCACCACGACCAUGGUAUGACUAUGAUCUCACUCAGUAUCAGAAAGAGCGCAUUGAACUGGAAAGGGCUCAGCUCCAACAUGUGGACAUCAGUGAACAUCAGAAGAAAGUUUCUACUGAGACUGAAACUGAAUGGCAGCAAACAGUAAAGAAGAAGAAGGGUGAAGAUUAUUAUUCCAAACUGAAAGAGCUUGAAGAAGAGCAAGUAAUCAAGGAAACUCGUUUGCGGGAAGCAUCACAUCAAUUUGCUAUACCUGGAGAAAAAGUUGUGGCCAAAACAGUAGCCAAGGGAAUGGCUCAGAGCUAUGAGCAAAAACUAGAUGAAAAAGAAGAAGAAAAACCAGCCUGGGUAACGUCUCGACGACCAACUAAACAUACAUCAGAAACAGUUGUUGAUUCCAAAACAAUUCCGAGUUUGCCACCUGAGCCAUCAGAGUCAGCUAUUCAUGCACGAGAAGUGCAUGUAGCCAAACAAAAACAAACACAGAAAGAGGUCAAGGGAGAUGUGGAAAUUACACGGAAGAUUACAGCCACAGAAACAACUGAAGUUGAGCAUAAGGCAAAAACACAAGAACGAGUUGUCCAAGGGCCUGUUAAACCUGCUAAGCCUCCAUUUUUCACCAAGAAGAUACAGCCUGUCAGAGUAUUUGAGCAAGAGCAGGCUAGAUUUGAAGUUGAAUUUGAUGGUGAUCCACUUCCAACAAUAAAAUGGUUCAGGGAGGAUUUCCCAAUCCAGAGCUCGGCCGAUCUUCAAAUACACACAUUUGGAACAAAGUCAGUUCUCAUCUUGAGACAAGUGUUUAUGGAAGAUUCUGGUGUGUUCAGGGUUGUAGCUGAAAAUCGUGGAGGAGUUGCUAAGUGCAGUGCAAAUCUAGUAGUUGAGGAAAAGCGACGCCAAGGACGAGGUGGUGUUGUGCCUCCAAGUUUCCUUACUACUAUUGAAAGCAGUGUUGUAAAUUCUGGAACACUUGUGCGAUUUGAUGCUCGUAUAGCGGGCACACGACCUAUUGAUGUCUAUUGGUUAAAGAAUGGCAAACGCAUACCAUCAUCAGAUAUUCGAUACAAGACAUUGGAAGAAGAUAGUGUGAAUACCCUGUUGAUUAUUGAGGCUAUACCAGAGGAUUCUGGAACUUAUGAAUGUGUGGCAAUCAACAGUGCUGGUGAAGCACGUUGUGAGGCUGAAUGUCAGGUUCGGUCACCCACACAACAGAAACAACAGCAGCAACAGCAACAACAACAACAACAACAACCAGCAGGAAAUGUAGCACCAGCAAUUAUUGAACCACUAAAGGGACAGGUCGUGAAAGAGGGACAGCCUGUUACAUUUCAGUGCCGAAUUUCUGGCAAACCAGCUCCACAGAUAAAGUGGCAAAAGGCUGACACUGUCAUUAAGCCAUCAAAAUACUUCCAGAUGCAUAAAGAUAAUGACAUAUACACUCUGAAGAUAUCAGAAGCUUUCCCUGAAGAUGAGGGUACCUAUAAAUGUAUUGCUUCUAACCCUGUUGGAUCUGUAACUCUCUCCGCACAGCUGAAAGUUCAAGCUCCUGACUCACAAGAAGUCAUGCCUACCAUUACACCACUGCGAGAUGUCACUGUACCAGAGGGAAGCUCAGCACAGUUCAGGACAAAAGUAACAGGAAAACCAGUGCCAACUAUACAGUGGUUCCGUGAAGGAGUUCUCAUACCACAGUCGGCAGAUUUUCAAAUGAUACAGGAUGGCGACAACAGAGUGCUGCUCAUCACUACAACAUACGAGGAGGAUUCAGGAACUUUUACAUGCAGGGCAACUAACUCUGCUGGGCAGGUUGAGUCAUCUGCUAAGCUGAUCGUCAAAAGUAAGAAUUGCAAAGAUGCAUAUUUAAUGAAUACAAUAUAUGUACUCAUAUUACACCAAAAACAGACAACAUGUGGCGUGUCGGUGCAUUAUGGCUUUGCAGGACGGAGAGAUGUUUCAACAGUCCAUCCAGGCUCAGGAGCACCAAAAAUACCACAUCCUGGAUAUUCUUCUAGUCAUCAUGGUUCAAUCCCGAAAACUGGUGGGAUGUCAGGAGAUGGUCAAGAAGCAGAUGCUGACGGUAGUGGUGCUGGACAUGAUUAUAUACAGGAGGAUUCAUACGAUGCAGUCCAGUUACCAGUUGGCGAUGAGACGCUGCCGUGGAGGAAACCCAGGCGUAAGCAGCUUUUUCCCGUGCACCCAUCACAAACCACAGUUCCCUGGACACAGGAGAAAAUACAGCUAAAAAGAACUGCUCAGCACCGGAGGAGUAUUGAUAAAGAGCAUCUUGAGGAAGUACAGUUGAAAACUGUCAGUUGGGGGGUACAGCUUAAAAAGAAAGUUCGGCAGGAUAUAGAUAUUAGAAGUGAAAGACCUGAAGAACAAUAUAGCAGGACUGACACUGAUGAUUCGCUGUACGGUGUUAUGGACAAGACAACGGGAAUAGAGCAGAUAGCCACAGAAGAAGAUUCAACAAUUUUACAUUUGGACCAAAGGAAAGAAACACUUGAAGAAAGACAAAAGACACCACAUUUGCCAAAGAAAGAGGAUCAAAGAAGGAAGCACAUAAAAAAAGAUAGCAGAAUAACAGUGACAGAAGAAGAUGAUGUGACACUAUUAGGAGUGCAACAAGAGAGAGAAAGGACAGAAAGAUUCUUUCGAAAAGGAAAACCUUCAGACAAGACAUUGCCAGCAGACAUGUUGGAUGAUAAUGAUACAAAAAGGAGUCCACUAGUGACAGACUUGACAAAAGAUGAUAAAAAUGCAGAAAAAUCAACAGUACCAUGGAGAACCAAGAAACCAGAAAGCUUGAAAGGAUAUACACAUGAUGUGCACCAGAAAGUUGACAUUGUUCCUGAAGAGGCAUCACUUGAACCAAAGCCUGAGGCACCAGUACAAGAGCAGGUAUCACAUUUACCAUGGGUACGAGGAAAGAAACCUAAACAACCUGAUCAGGAGAAAGAGAAGAUAAUGUUGAAACCAGUGAAAAAGGAUAUUCCAGAGAAGAGAGACGAAAAGGAAGUAGUACAGUUGAAGCCUGUACAGAGACAUAAACCAACAGCAGAAGUAGAAGACAAAAUAAUGUUGAAACCUGUGAAGAAGGACACAAAGGAAGUAUUCAAAGAAGAGGAAUCUCUUCCAAGGGAAGUGCCUAAAGGAGACACAACUGUAGAAAAACCAAAAGAAGUCAAAAGUAUAAAGAAACCAGAAAGUCUGAAAGAGGCUCCAUGUGAUGUGGAAGAGAAAGCAGACAUAGUUCCAGAAGGAGUGUCUGUUGAGGAAAAGCCUGAGGUACCAGAGGAAGAUCAGGUAUCGCGCUUACCGUGGGUACGAGGAAAGAAGCCUAAACAACCUGUUCAGGAGAAAGAGGAAAUUACUUUGAAACCAGUGAAGAAGGGUAUUCCAGAGAAGAUAGAAGAAAAGGAAAUAGUACAGUUGAAGCCUGUACAGAGACAUAAACCAACAGCAGCAGAAGAGGAUGAAAAAAUGCUGAAACCUGUGAAGAAGGACACAAAGGAAAUAAGCAAAGAAGAGGAAUCUCUUCCAAGGGAAGUGCCUAAGGGAGAGACAACUGAAGAAAAACCAAAAGAGAUCAAAAGCAUAAAGAAACCAGAGAGUCUGAAAGUGGUUCCACGUGAUGUGGAAGAGAAAGCAGACAUAGUUCCAGAAGGAGUCUCUGUUGAGGAAAAGCCUGAGGUACCAGAGGAAGAUCAGGUAUCGCGCUUACCGUGGGCACGAGGAAAGAAGCCUAAACAACCUGUUCAGGAGAAAGAGGAAAUUACUUUGAAACCAGUGAAGAAAGGUAUUCCAGAGAAGACAGAAGAAAGAGAAAUUGUACAGUUGAAGCCUGUAGAGAAACAGAAACCAAUGGCAGAAGAAAAAGACAAAAUAAUGCUGAAACCUGUGAAGAAGGAUGAAAAAGAAAUAACAAAAGGAGAGGAAACUCUUCCAAGGGAAGUGCCUAAAGGAGACAUAAUUCCAAAAAAACCAAAAGAGAUCGAAAUUGUAAAGAAGCCAAAGAGUAUGACAGAGGUACCACGUGAUAUGGAAGAGGAAGCAGACAUUGCUCCAGAAGGAGUGUCAAUUCCAGAAAAGCCUGAAGCACCAGAGCAAGAGGAGGUGUCGCGUGUACCAUGGGUACGAGGAAAGAAACCUAAACAACUGGUUCAGCAGAAAGAAGAGAUCACUUUGAAACCAGUGAAGAAGGAUAUUCCAGAGAAGAUAGAAGAAAAGGAAAUAGUACAGUUGAAGCCUGUACAGAGACAUAAACCAACAGCAGAAGAAGAAGAUAAGAUAGUGCUGAAACCUGUGAAGAAGGAGACACAGGAAGUAAUUAGAAAAGAGGAGUCUACCGAAAUGGAGGUGACUGAAGAAGAUACAACUGUAGAAAAAUCAAAAGAGAUAAAGAGAGUCAAAAAACCAAAGAGCUUGAAAGAGGCACCACAGGAUGCGGAAGAGAAACCAGAGAUGGUUCCAGAAAGACUACCUGCUAAGGAAAAGCCUGAGGCACCAGAACAAGAUCAGGUAUCGCAUUUACCAUGGGUACGAGGAAAGAAACCUAAACAACCUGAACAGGAGAAAGAAGAGAUUACUUUGAAGCCAGUGAAGAAGGAUAUUCCAGAGAAGAUAGAAGAAAAGGAAAUAGUACAGUUGAAGCCUGUACAGAGACAUAAACCAACAGCAGAAGAAGAAGAUAAAAUAGUGCUGAAACCUGUGAAGAAGGAGACACAGGAAGUAAUUAGAAAAGAGGAGUCUACCGAAAUGGAGGUGACUGAAGAAGAUACAACUGUAGAAAAAUCAAAAGAGAUAAAGAGAGUCAAAAAACCAAAGAGCUUGAAAGAGGCACCACAGGAUGCGGAAGAGAAACCAGAGAUGGUUCCAGAAAGACUACCUGCUAAGGAAAAGCCUGAGGCACCAGAACAAGAUCAGGUAUCGCAUUUACCAUGGGUACGAGGAAAGAAACCUAAACAACCUGAACAGGAGAAAGAAGAGAUUACUUUGAAGCCAGUGAAGAAGGAUAUUCCAGAGAAGAUAGAAGAAAAGGAAAUAGUACAGUUGAAGCCUGUACAGAGACAUAAACCAACAGCAGAAGAAGAAGAUAAAAUAGUGCUGAAACCUGUGAAGAAGGAGACACAGGAAGUAAUUAGAAAAGAGGAGUCUACCGAAAUGGAGGUGACUGAAGAAGAUACAACUGUAGAAAAAUCAAAAGAGAUAAAGAGAGUCAAAAAACCAAAGAGCUUGAAAGAGGCACCACAGGAUGUGGAAGAGAAACCAGAGAUGGUUCCAGAAAGACUACCUGCUAAGGAAAAGCCUGAGGCACCAGAACAAGAUCAGGUAUCGCAUUUACCAUGGGUACGAGGAAAGAAACCUAAACAACCUGAACAGGAGAAAGAAGAGAUUACUUUGAAGCCAGUGAAGAAGGAUAUUCCAGAGAAGAUAGAAGAAAAGGAAAUAGUACAGUUGAAGCCUGUACAGAGACAUAAACCAACAGCAGAAGAAGAGGAUAAAAUAGUGCUGAAACAUGUGAAGAAGGAGACACAGGAAGUAAUUAGAAAAGAGGAGUCUCUUGCAAUGGAGGUGACUGAAGAAGAUACAAUUGUAGAAAAAUCAAAAGAGAUAAAGAAAGUCAAGAAACCCGAGAGCUUGAAAGAGAUGCCACAUGAUGUGGAAGAGAAACCAGAGAUGGUUCCAGAAAGAUUAUCUGUUGAGGAAAAACCUGAGGCACCAGAGCAAGAUGAGGUAUCACAUUUACCAUGGGUACGAGGAAAGAAACCUAAACAACCUGUUCAGGAGAAAGAAGACAUUACUUUGAAGCCAGUGAAGAAGGAUAUUCCAGAGAAGAUAGAAGAAAAGGAGACAGUUCAGUUGAAGCCUGUACAGAGAUAUAAACCAACAGCAGCAGAAGAGGAUGAGAUAAUGCUGAAACCUGUGAAGAAGGACACAAAGGUAAUAAGCAAUGAAGAGGAAUCUCUUCCAAGGGAAGUGCCUAAAGAAGACACAACUGUAGAAAAACCAAAACAGCUCAAAAGUAUAAAGAAACCAGAGAGUCAGAAAGAGGUUCCACGUGAUGUGGAAGAGAAAGUAGACAUAGUUCCAGAAGGAGUGUCUGUUGAGGAAAAGCCUGAGGUACCAGUGGAAGAUCAGGUAUCGCGCUUACCGUGGGCACGAGGAAAGAAACCUAAACAACCUGUUCAGGAGAAAGAGAAAAUUACUUUGAAACCAGUCAAGAAAGAUAUUCCAGAGAAGAUAGAAGAAAGAGAAAUUGUACAAUUGAAGCCUGUAGAGAAACAGAAACCAAUGACAGAAGAAAAAGACAAAAUAGGGCUAAAACCUGUGAAGAAGGAUGAAAAGAAAAUAACAAAAGAAGAGGAAACUCUUCCAAGGGAAGUGCCUAAAGAAGACAUAAUUCCAGAAAAACCAAAAGAGAUUGAAAUUGUAAAGAAGCCAAAGAGUAUGACAGAGGUACCACGUGAUGUGGAAGAGGAAGCAGACAUUGCCCCAGAAGGAGUGUCAGUUCCGGAAAAGCCUGAAGCACCAGAACAAGUAGAGGUAUCGCGUGUACCAUGGGUACGAGGAAAGAAACCUAAACAACCGGUUCAGCAGAAAGAAGAGAUCACUUUGAAACCAGUGAAGAAGGAUAUUCCAGAGAAGACUGAAGAAAAGGAAAUAGUACAGUUGAAACCUGUACAGAGGCAUAAACCAACAGCAGAAGAAGAGGAUAAAAUAGUGCUGAAACCUGUGAAGAAGGAGACACAGGAAGUAAUUAGAAAAGAGGAGUCUACCGAAAUGGAGGUGACUGAAGAAGAUACAACUGUAGAAAAAUCAAAUGAGAUAAAGAGAGUCAAAAAACCAAAGAGCUUGAAAGAGGCACCACAGGAUGCGGAAGAGAAACCAGAGAUGGUUCCAGAAAGACUAUCUGUUGAGGAAAAGCCUGAGGCACCAGAGCAAGAUCAGGUAUCGCAUUUACCAUGGGUACGAGGAAAGAAACCUAAACAACCUGUUCAGGAGAAAGAAGAGAUUACUUUGAAGCCAGUGAAGAAGGAUAUUCCACAGAAGACAGAAGAAACAGAAACUGUACAGUUGAAACCUGUACAGAGACAUAUACCAAAAGCAGAAGAAGAAGACAAGUUAGUGCUGAAACCUGUGAAGAAAGACACAAAAGAAGUAUUCAAAGAAGAGGAAUAUCAACCAAGGGAGUUGGCUAAAGAAGACACAACUGCAGAAAAACCAAAAGAGACCAAGAAAGUAAAGAAACCAGAGAGCUUAAAAGAGACUCCACAUGAUAUGGAAGAAAAAGCUGACAUUGUUCCAGAGAAAGUAUCUGAUGAGGAAAAGCCUGAGGCACCAGAUCAAGAUCAGGUAUCUCAUGUACCAUGGGUACGAGGAAAGAAACCUAAACAACCUGUUCAGCAGAAAGAAGAGAUCACUUUGAAACCAGUGAAAAAGGAUAUCCCAGAGAAGGCAGAAGAAAAGGAAAUAGUACAGUUGAAACCUGUACAGAGACAUAAACCAACAGCAGAAGAAGAGGAUAAAAUAGUGCUAAAACCUGUGAAGAAGGAGACACAGGAAGUAAUUAGAAAAGAGGAGUCUCUUGCAAUGGAAGUGACUGAAGAAGAUGCAAUUGUAGAAAAAUCAAAAGAGAUAAAGAAAGUCAAGAAACCCAAGAGCUUGAAAGAGACGCCACAAGAUGUGGAAGAGAAACCAGAGACGGUUCCAGAAAGACUAUCUGUUGAGGAAAAGCCUGAGGCACCAGAGCAAGAUCAAGUAUCGCAUUUACCAUGGGUACGAGGAAAGAAAUCUAAACAACCUCUUCAGGAGAAAGAAGAGAUUACUUUGAAGCCAGUGAAGAAGGAUAUUCCACAGAAGACGGAAGAUACAGAAAUUGUACAGUUGAAACCUGUACAGAGACAUAAACCAAAAGCAGAAGAACAAGACAAGUUAGUGCUGAAACCUGUGAAGAAAGACACAAAGGAAGUAUUCAAAGAAGAGGAAUAUCAACCAAGGGAGUUGGCUAAAGAAGACACAACUGCAGAAAAACCAAAAGAGACCAAGAAAGUAAAGAAACCAGAGAGCUUAAAAGAGACUCCACAUGAUAUGGAAGAAAAAGCUGACAUUGUUCCAGAGAAAGUAUCUGAUGAGGAAAAGCCUGAGGCACCAGAUCAAGAUCAGGUAUCUCAUGUACCAUGGGUACGAGGAAAGAAACCUAAACAACCUGUUCAGCAGAAAGAAGAGAUCACUUUGAAACCAGUGAAGAAGGAUAUCCCAGAGAAGGCAGAAGAAAAGGAAAUAGUACAGUUGAAACCUGUACAGAGACAUAAACCAACAGCAGAAGAAGAGGAUAAAAUAGUGCUGGAACUUGUGAAGAAGGAGACACAGGAAGUAAUUAGAAAAGAGGAGUCUCUUGCAAUGGAGGUGACUGAAGAAGAUAAAAUUGUUGAAAAAUCAAAAGAGAUCAAGAAAGUUAAGAAACCCAAGAGCUUGAAAGAGAGGUCACAAGAUGUGGAAGAGAAACCAGAGAUGGUUCCAGAAAGACUAUCUGUUGAGGAAAAGCCUGAGGCACCAGAGCAAGAUCAGGUAUCGCAUUUACCAUGGGUACGAGGAAAGAAACCUAAACAACCUGUUCAGGAGAAAGAAGAGAUUACUUUGAAGCCAGUGAAGAAGGAUAUUCCACAGAAGACAGAAGAAACAGAAACUGUACAGUUGAAACCUGUACAGAGACAUAUACCAAAAGCAGAAGAAGAAGACAAGUUAGUGCUGAAACCUGUGAAGAAAGACACAAAAGAAGUAUUCAAAGAAGAGGAAUAUCAACCAAGGGAGUUGGCUAAAGAAGACACAACUGCAGAAAAACCAAAAGAGACCAAGAAAGUAAAGAAACCAGAGAGCUUAAAAGAGACUCCACAUGAUAUGGAAGAAAAAGCUGACAUUGUUCCAGAGAAAGUAUCUGAUGAGGAAAAGCCUGAGGCACCAGAUCAAGAUCAGGUAUCUCAUGUACCAUGGGUACGAGGAAAGAAACCUAAACAACCUGUUCAGCAGAAAGAAGAGAUCACUUUGAAACCAGUGAAAAAGGAUAUCCCAGAGAAGGCAGAAGAAAAGGAAAUAGUACAGUUGAAACCUGUACAGAGACAUAAACCAACAGCAGAAGAAGAGGAUAAAAUAGUGCUAAAACCUGUGAAGAAGGAGACACAGGAAGUAAUUAGAAAAGAGGAGUCUCUUGCAAUGGAAGUGACUGAAGAAGAUGCAAUUGUAGAAAAAUCAAAAGAGAUAAAGAAAGUCAAGAAACCCAAGAGCUUGAAAGAGACGCCACAAGAUGUGGAAGAGAAACCAGAGACGGUUCCAGAAAGACUAUCUGUUGAGGAAAAGCCUGAGGCACCAGAGCAAGAUCAAGUAUCGCAUUUACCAUGGGUACGAGGAAAGAAAUCUAAACAACCUCUUCAGGAGAAAGAAGAGAUUACUUUGAAGCCAGUGAAGAAGGAUAUUCCACAGAAGACGGAAGAUACAGAAAUUGUACAGUUGAAACCUGUACAGAGACAUAAACCAAAAGCAGAAGAACAAGACAAGUUAGUGCUGAAACCUGUGAAGAAAGACACAAAGGAAGUAUUCAAAGAAGAGGAAUAUCAACCAAGGGAGUUGGCUAAAGAAGACACAACUGCAGAAAAACCAAAAGAGACCAAGAAAGUAAAGAAACCAGAGAGCUUAAAAGAGACUCCACAUGAUAUGGAAGAAAAAGCUGACAUUGUUCCAGAGAAAGUAUCUGAUGAGGAAAAGCCUGAGGCACCAGAUCAAGAUCAGGUAUCUCAUGUACCAUGGGUACGAGGAAAGAAACCUAAACAACCUGUUCAGCAGAAAGAAGAGAUCACUUUGAAACCAGUGAAGAAGGAUAUCCCAGAGAAGGCAGAAGAAAAGGAAAUAGUACAGUUGAAACCUGUACAGAGACAUAAACCAACAGCAGAAGAAGAGGAUAAAAUAGUGCUGGAACUUGUGAAGAAGGAGACACAGGAAGUAAUUAGAAAAGAGGAGUCUCUUGCAAUGGAGGUGACUGAAGAAGAUAAAAUUGUUGAAAAAUCAAAAGAGAUCAAGAAAGUUAAGAAACCCAAGAGCUUGAAAGAGAGGUCACAAGAUGUGGAAGAGAAACCAGAGAUGGUUCCAGAAAGACUAUCUGUUGAGGAAAAGCCUGAGGCACCAGAGAAAGAUCAGGUAUCACAUUUACCAUGGGUGCGAGGAAAGAAACCUAAACAACCUGAACAGGAGAAAGAAGAGAUUUCAUUGAAGCCGGUGAAGAAGGAUAUUCCAGAGAAGACAGAAGAAACAGAAAUUGUACAAUUGAAACCUGUACAGAGACAUAUACCAAAAGCAGAAGAAGAAGACAAGUUAGUGCUGAAACCUAUGAAGAAGGACACAAAGGCAGUAUUCAAAGAAGAGGAAUCUCAACCAACGGAGUUGGCUGAAGAAGACUCAACUGCAGAAAAACCAAAAGAGACCAAGAAAGUAAAGAAACCAGAGAGCUUAAAAGAGACUCCACAUGAUAUGGAAGAAAAAGCUGACAUUGUUCCAGAGAAAGUAUCUGAUGAGGAAAAGCCUGAGGCACCAGAUGAAGAUCAGGUAUCUCAUGUACCAUGGGUACGAGAAAAGAAACCUAAACAACCUGUUCAGCAGAAAGAAGAGAUCACUUUGAAACCAGUGAAGAAGGAUAUCCCAGAGAAGACAGAAGAAAAGGAAAUAGUACAGUUGAAACCUGUACAGAGACAUAAACCAACAGCAGAAGAAGAGGAUAAAAUAGUUCUAAAACCUGUGAAGAAGGAGACACAGGAAGUAAUUAGAAAAGAGGAGUCUCUCGCAAUGGAGGUGACUGAAGAAGAUACAAUUGUAGAAAAAUCAAAAGAGAUAAAGAGAGUCAAGAAACCAAAGAGAUUGAAAGAGGCACCACAGGAUGUGGAAGAGAAACCAGAGAUGGUUCCAGAAAGAUCUGUUGAGGAAAAGCCUGAGGCACCAGAGAAAGAUCAGGUAUCGCAUUUACCAUGGGUUCGAGGAAAGAAACCUAAACAACCUGAACAGGAGAAAGAAGAGAUUUCAUUGAAGCCGGUGAAGAAGGAUAUUCCAGAGAAGACAGAAGAAAAGGAAAUUGUACAGUUGAAACCUGUACAGAGACAUAAACCAAAAUCAGUAGAAGAAGACAAGUUAGUGCUGAAACCUGUGAAGAAGGACACAAAGGAAGUAUUCAAAGAAGAGGAAUCUCUUCCAAGGGAGUUGGCUAAAGAAGGCACAACUGCAGAAAAACCGAAAGAGACCAAGAAAGUAAAGAAACCAGAGAGCCUUAAGGACACUCUACAUGAUACGGAAGAGAAAGCCUACUCUGUUCCAGAAGGAGUAUCUGUUGAGGAAAAGCCUGAGGCACCAGAUCAAGAUCAGGUAUCGCAAGUACCAUGGGUACGAGGAAAGAAGCCUAAACAACCUGUUCAGGAGAAAGAGGAGAUUAUUUUGAAACCAGUGAAGAAGGAUAUUCCAGUGGAGACAGAAGAAAGAGAAAUUGUACAGUUGAAGCCUGUUGAGAAACCGAAGCCAACAGCCGAAGACUUGGAAAGAAUUACCCUUAAACUUGAACCAGCAGUGGAGAAACAAAAACCAUUAGAGAAACUUGUAUCUGAAAGGGAAGUACCUUUAAUUCCAAGUAAUGAGGAAUCUCCCUUACAAGAUAGUAAGGAGAUCACCAAAGUACCUUGGCGACGUGGAAAGAAACAUGAGGCACCUGAACUGGAAAAGGAGGAAAUUACUUUGAAACCUGUCAAAAAGAGUGUUCCUGAGAAAACCGAUGAUAGGAAAGAAUUGCGAUUGAAGCCUGUACCUAGAGAGAAACCAUCAGUAGAUGAGGUACAGGAAGUUAUGCUAAAACCUGUGAAGAAGGACGAAAAAGAAGUAAUUACAGAGAAACAGGGUGUAACUAUAAAAGAAGUAGGAGAAAACCAAAUAGGGGAAGAAAAAAAUUUGCAGGAGCUGAAAUCAGAAGAGUUGCCUAAGGAUGACACUCCUACCAAAAAACCCAGUGUACCUUGGAGAAAAAAGAAACCAGUGCCUAUGAAGGAGGCUCCACUUGAUGUGGAGGAAUUAACGGACACUGCUCCAGAAGUGUCUAAAGUUACCAUGACUCCUGAUAUGCCUAAACUUGCAGAUGCUCCAGAUAUUUUAAAGGAAGUUCUAGAUGAGAAACCAAUGCUACUUCCUGUAAGACUGAUUGAUGAACAAGAUGAGAUGAUGAAAGAUUUAGUAUCUGUAGGUGAAAUUGCCUUGGCAAAACCCAAAGCUGUGCACCCUUCAGAUAAAGAGAAAUUACUGUCUGAGAGCGUGCAGGUGGAAGCUACUACAGAAACUCUUGAUUGGCACAAAGACAUUAAGGUGGAUACUUUUUCCAGAAAGAAAGUUCCUGAAGAAUCCCGACCCACAAUUCUUUCUGAUAGUACACCAUUAAGUGAAUUGGAAAUUGUGUCUCAGAAGCGGGUGACUGAUAGCGUGUUGAAGAUUCCAGAGGAACCCAUUCAAGACGUGGAAAAUCUUGAUGUUCAUCACACAGUCAGUCAGACAGUGGUACAAAAGACAGUCACAGAAGCCACUAAAAGUAUUUCAAAAGCUGUACCCCCAAGAUUUGUUAGAAAAUUGACACCUGCCAUGGUGGAACCAAACAAGAAAGCAACAUUUAUUUGUGAAGUUGAAGGAAAGCCUUUCCCUGAAUUGACUUGGUUUGUUAAUGAAAAACCGUUGCCUUUGUCAAAUCGCAUACAGACGUCAGUUCGUGAAAAAGUUGUGACACUUGAAAUAAGGGAUGUAUUUAAAGAAGAUGUUGGUAUUUAUUCCUGCCGUGCUUCAAAUCCUGCUGGUGUGGCUACAUCCGCAGCAAAUUUGAUCAUUUUGGAGAAACCAGAAAUGGGCAGGGCUCCUCAUUUUACUGAGCAACUGAAACCACUGUCAGCUGUUCCUGGACGUCCUGCUGAGCUGAAAUGUGUUGUUGUUGGUGAGCCUACACCUGAAGUAGUUUGGUUACGUGAUGGUCAGAAAGUGUUCUCUGGACCUGGCCAGGAAAUGUACUACAAUCCUGAAUCUGGAACUGCGAGUUUGAUUAUCAGUGAACCAACGGAACAUGAUGAAGCAGUGUACAGUGUACAAGCCAUUAACAAAUUUGGCCGAGCAGAAUGCCGAGCAAAUCUUGUACUUGGUAAACCAAUAGAAGCAAGACAGCCACAGUUUAUGAGGGCACCAUAUAUAACACGUCCCUUACAAGCCAUUGCUGCAGUAAAAGAUGAGCCUGUGGAGCUGAUGGCAGCAUUUGAAGGAGAACCUGUACCAAAAGCAAAGUGGUUUCGCAAUGGAAAGGAGGUGGUGGCUUCAGAGGGAAUUGAUAUUGUGAAAGAGACAAAACAUACUGUUUUACGUAUAGAAAAGAUAAACAAAACCAGUACUGGAAUGUAUGAAGUUCGUGCUAUAAAUCCAGUUGGAGAGGCCAAAACAUCUUGUUCUGUCACUAUCAGAGAAGAACAGCCUGAAAUGACUGAAGCAAGGCCACCAUCUUUCAUUAAGCCUCUACAGCCAAAGAUUGUAACUGUUGGAGAAGUUGUUAUUUUGGAGACUAUUGUAGAGUCAUACCCUACAUGUUCAUUCCAAUGGUUCCAUCUGUCUACUCCAGUGAAGUCAACAACAGAAACACGGAUUGUGACAGAAGCAAAUAAGUCAUUACUAGUUUUGCAAGAUGUUAAUGAACAACAGACAGGUAGUUAUACAUGUCGUGCAGAGAAUGUUGUUGGAUCAGUGACUUGCACAGCAACACUAUCUGUCAUACCUGAUGAGAAAUGGGAAGAUACUAUAGAGUUAGAGGCUCCACAUUUUGAACAGAAGUUAGUGCCAUUACGAGUCAUGGAUGGAGAACCAGUGCAACUCACUUGCAAGAUUGUUGGAAAACCAAUUCCAAAAGUUAUUUGGUAUCACAAAGGACUACCUUUGAAAGAAUCUAAGGGUGUUACAAUGUACCAAGACUCUGAAGGUGUAUGUAAAUUAGCAAUUUCAGAGGUUUUUCCAGAGGAUGCUGGACAGUACACUUGCCAGGCUAUCAACAAAGCAGGAGAAGCUGUUUGUGCUGCAUCACUUGUUGUUGAAGCUUAUGAAUACGUACCUGACUCUGAGAUUGCAACAACUGGAGUAUCUCUUGUUACAGGACAGAGUGGUUCAGAAGAAGAUCUUUUAGUAGAAAAGGAGACAAUCUCUGAAGUUUCUGAAAUGACAGAAUUGCAACAUGGGGAAGUGGGAAAAGCACCUCGGUUUGUUACUUACUUGCCAGAAACUGUGACCUCACGUGAUGGUGAACUUAUAAGACUGGAGGUCAAAGCAGAGGGAAUACCAAGACCAAAGAUUAGAUGGUACAAGCAAGGAAUAGAACUUACCCCUUCGAAGGAUUUUGAUGUUGAAGAUUUUGAGGAAGGUACUUCGGUCCUAACUAUACCAGAAGUUUUCCCUGACGAUGCGGGUGAGAUUCUAUGCGAAGCUCAGAAUGAUUUUGGCAUUGACACAACAGUUACUGAACUUGUUGUUGAAGGUAUUCUAGGUACAAAGGAAUAUCGAAAACCUGAAUGGGUGACACAGAUGGAACAACUAAAGGAGAAACUGAUGGGUAAUGGCCGUUCGGCCACUUUGCCUGUGCAUGAUGCUGUUGUACCGACUUGCAUGCCAUGCCUCACAAAUGCUAUGGAGUGUUCUGCUGCAGCAUCCCAUUCCCCUAAUCCACCUGGCUUUGCUCAUUUAGUCAUAUCCGACUACCUGAGUUCUCACCGACAUUCUAUCUCGGCAGCUAUAGAAGCGUUGAGUGCAGGUGGCGGAGCAGGAGCAGCGCUGCUCGCAUCGCCACCACUACACCUGACUGAACGACAAGAGAAAGAGGUUGUGGUGGUGGCAGCAGCAGCACUACAACAUGUGCCCGAUAGGAACAAUGAAACUGAACUGAAAAGGGCGUCGCGUAACCUGUCGGCAUCUUGUGAGGCACUUUGCAUACAGCAGACAGCCAGGAGGAAUUGCAAGAAUUUCUGUUGCUUGAAAGUAGGUGCUGUGGAGAGACAGAGGAAUGCCGUGGGCUUGCCUCUGCUUUCUCUGACAGUGAUGACAAUGAGCAUGGCUCUGCCAAAAUCGUGGCAGAGCACUGCUAGCAGGAAAAUUCUUGCAGAAGUUCAAAUAAACCCAACAAUAAUAUCACCUCUAGUCAUAGCUACCCAGAGUGCACCAACAUUUGUACAGGAAAUUAGGGACAACAGGGCUAAGGAAAUGGAAACAGUAACAUUUGAAUGUCAGUUCUCAGGGACUCCACUGCCUGAUAUAACCUGGUAUAAGAAUGGCAAAAUUCUUCGUAAUACAAGGAAUAUUCAAAUUAGAAUUAGAAACAACAAAACUACUUGUCAAAUACUAAAAGUAACCCCAGAAGAUGAAGGAACCUACAUCUGCAAAGCAGCUAGCGAAGUUGGAGUAGCUGAAACAAAAGCAGAAUUGUUUGUACAAGAAUUGACUCUUGAGGAGCGCCAAAAACUGGAAGUUAAGAAAGGCACAGAGCAGCAUGCAAAGAUAAAACUGGAGAGAGUAAAAAAACAGAAGAAGCCAAAAACAGAAGAAACUGUUGUCGACACAGUUUUUGAGACAGAGAGGAAAAGGGAAAUUGUGGACAUCCAUGAGACACAUGUUCUGGAAUCCACUGCACAGUUUGCAGAGAAAACAAAAAAGGUCACUGCACAGAAAGUCUUUCCAGUUCAAGAUUCAGUUGAGAUAUCUGCAAUUGCAUCAUGUAAAAAAGUUGAUGACACAAGUGAAAAACCCAUUCUGACAGAAGAAAAGGCAAAAGAAAUUGUUCCAGUUCAAGAAAGUGUUACAGUUUCUGAAGUGGAUGUUAAAGAUGAUGUGAAAUAUCUUAAGACACAGAAGACCAAAGUGACAGCUGAUACAAAAGUAAAUAUACAGGAGUCAGUAUCCAUUUCACAACUGAAAAGUGAAGAUAUGGUGAAAGAAUUUGAAGUAAAGCCCUUAGAGGAGCAGGCAGAUAGGAAGGUCAGUGUCCAAGAAUCUGUUAGUGUGUCUGAAGUUAUUACAGAAGACAGAGUCAUAGAUCUGAAAGAAACAAAACCAAAAGAAGAAGAAGCUGUGUUGAUGAAGCCUGUACAAGAGAGUUUCCUAGUAACUGAAACUCUGUCAGAGACUACUAUAACUGAAAUGAAAGAUGCAAAAACCAUGGAGAGUGCAGAAUACAAAGUGCCCAUUUUAGAACCCAUGGUUGUAUCUGAAAUACAGACUGAAACUACAGUUGAAGAAGUCAAAGACAAAAAACCCAAAAGUUAUCAAGCCAAGCCUGAUAAGAGUCCUGUACAGCAAGAAGUAGCAGAAAUUACUGAGGUUAAAGUAGAAAGGGCACCAGAGUUACAAAAGAAGAAAGAGCAAGUAUUGGUUGAAAAGGAAAAGAAGGAAGCUGAGGAAGUAGUGACAGAGAAAAAGGAAACAGAUAUUGUGAUGAAGAAGAAGACUGCUGUCAAAAAGAAAGAUCUCGAGGAAGAAGAAGAAAUUAUUGUCCAGCGUGCAUUGAAGACUAUGCAAAAGCUAGAAAGAUGGGAACGUGUGAAACAGGCACAGGAAGUAGAGGAGUUGCUACAUUUGAUUCCUGUUCAAGAAUUUGGACCAGAAAGUGAAAAACCUUUACGUGAACUGGCACGUGUUGGCUGGUUGCUACGGCGAGGGUUAAAUGUGCAAGAAGUAACGGCACUUCAUCGUGCUGGACACUUCCAGGAACUUCGCACACCAUUGGCUCAGUCUGCUCUCGUUUCUUUAGUGGAACGUCAAGGGCACGGAGUUCUGGUUUCACAAGCUCUUGCAGAGGAGGAUGAAGUCCAAGGGCCAGAAACAGCUGGCUUCCGUGCAUUUCUUCGCAUGAUUGAACUGGAAUAUGCCACUGUUGAACAAGCUGUUACUCUUUUUGCUCCUGAAGAUUUCCGCCCAGACUCGUGGGAAGUCCAAGAAGCUACAGAGGUUGUGGAGAAGACACAUAUAACACAACAGGCAGAAACUAUAAAACAAGCUGAAGUUCGUAUUGCUGAUGAGAAGAAAGUGACUAAGAAGAAGAAGACAAAGACUGAAGUUGAAAAAGAAGAAACAAUUGAAGAGAUAGACCAUGAACGGCGCACAGCAUCCAGGACUGCUGCAGAAAAACCACAACCUCAUGAACGACUAAUACCUAUAGAGGUGGAAAGGGAUGAGGGGGUACUGAUUACAGAAUUACCUACUGACCACCAAAUUACAAUAACUGAGCCCUCUCUUGCUAUUGUUACUCAACCAGCUGAAGAACUCGGUGUGCAGAAGACAAGAGCUGAAGAAGAAGAUAAAAAGUUUGAGGAGGAUGAAGAACUAAUUAUAAUUGAAGAAAGAAAGGGGGAGGGUAUCAGAAGCCAGCGGAGAAAGAAGGUCAUCAGACAGAAAUCCGAGGAAGAGGUUGAGGUGGAAAUACAGGUGGUAGGUGGCGAGAAAAGAAAGGUGAAGAAAAUAAUAAAAGCUACUCAACCAGACACAUCUGAAGAAAUGAUUGAUGAGGAAUAUUUGCAGGAAAUAAAACCAUUUGAGAAAGCUGUGCAGAAAGCUUUGCCCCUUUUAAGUACAAAACAAGUGUCAGAGACUGUACCGUCUGUGCAUAUUACGGAACUACAGACAGGAGUUGAGGAUCGUGGUGAGCAUGUAAAAGUGAACAUGUUGACUCUAAGCGCAGUAUCUGGAGAACAAGUGCUUGUGGAAGAACAUGAAGUUCCCACAAAAUCAGCAAAAUUUGAGGGUAUAAAAGCAUCUCAGCAAUUUGACACCAUUGAACCUUAUACUGUUACGGAAGCAGAUGUGCAUACUCGUGCACGAGAAUUCUCUGAUGUGUUCCAGCCACAGUCAUUUGAGGCUAGUGUAGCUAUUAUUCCACGAGAAGGUGUAGUUGUAAGUGAGAUGACUGUGCGUGCUGGAACUGGUGAGUUGGUGGAAUUGGCUGAAGGACAACAGAAGCAGGCAACCAUUGGUUUAACAUUGCAAGAAGCAACCAGUGUAAGUGAGACUGAAAUUUCAGUAAAAGAAGGUGACUUCACAGAUCUCAGAAAACCUCAGCAGAGGCAAGCAGAACAUAUUUUCUUACCAAAUGAAGGAAUAUCUGUAUUAGAAGUAACAGAGGGUACUUCUGAGAAUGUUCUUCAGAUUACCUCAAAGCCACUUCCUGUGAAACCUCGUGUUCAGGUACCAUCUGCAGAACCAUUGCUGGUUAGUGAGGUGUUUCCUGAGAUGAAACCAGGAAAAUAUCUGCCAGAAUCAUUUGUAGCAACAGAAAUGGCAAGUAAAAGUGUAGUGGCUCAACAUGGAAUCUCAGCUCUAGAAAUGCAUGCACCAGAGAAGGAAGGUGAGUAUGUGUCAGAUCGUCUCCCGCCAUCACAGAUAGCUGGAUCAGAAAUUACUCCAGGAGAGGCAUUACAGGUUUCACAGUCAGAUGUGCAGGAAGCUGAAGCCCCAUUGGCUGCAAAACAACAGCCAGAGACUGCCACAGCAGAAGAAGAUGUUACUCUUAUGCGAGGUAUUACUGUAAGCACUGUGGAAGCACAGCUGCAAGAGAAGGCCUUCAGGAGUGAUGAGCAUGAUGCCAAAAAAGCAGGUGUCUUGUUUAUGGAGAAUGAAUCUAUACAGGCAGCAUUCAUGACAGCAGUAGAAAGAGAGGCAGAACUUGCUCCAGAGGAGAAACCAGCUGAAAAAACUGCAGAACCUGUUCUCUCUUGUUUGGAAGCUGCUGAUGUAUCUGAAUCUCUUGUGCAGGAAGUGGAAGGUGAGCUUCUUGCAGACAAGUCACCACUAAAAGUUCAAGCUGAAGCUAGUGUCAGGCCAGAAGAACCACUUUCCAUAUUGGAGGUUUGCGCAGGACACGCAUCUGCUGAGCUGUCAGAGAGCUUAAGAUAUCGCACUGAUGAAGCAGUGUCUGUAUUUGAAACAACAGAAGCUAAGCAAGUAUCAGUGAUACUUGCACAAGAAAAAGAAAGUAUGCUACCUGACCUUCAGAAACCUCUACCAGCUCAGGGUGAAAAAUCAUUUUCACCACAGACAGGUCUAACUGUUGUGCAGACAGUGGCAGAGGAGUCAGAAGGAAUAUUUUUGGCAGCUGAACUGCCAGAAAGUCAUAGAGUGAAGACAUCACCAACUCAGCCUUUUCAGUCAAUUGUUAUUGAAGAAACUCUUGCACAAGGACAUGCAGGUCAUAUAGAAAGGGAUACACCAGCAUUAGGUAUUGCUAAAGCUGACAGAGAACUCCUUCGAGAGAUGAUUAUAGAGGAGGCUAUUACAGGUGAAGGUCUGCAGUCGUACAAGGAAGCAAUGAAACCAGAUAGUAAACAAGCAGGCAUUACAGUUCUACAAGAAGAGAGCUUAACUGUUACUGAGGUGGUUACAGAAGACAAAGAAGCUGGGUAUACAAAGCCCACAAUGCCAACUGAAUGCUUUGCUCUUCCAGAAAUAAAAGGCCAAAAGGUGGCAAUCAAGACAGAAGUGAGACCAGAUAUCUCUGCUGUACCAUUAUCUAGUGAAUAUCCAACAAGAGAAACUGCUAAACCUGAUCAGAUUCCACUUGAAAGCCUUCUUGUGACACUUGCACAAAUGGUUGAGAAAGAAGGUGAGUUGUCCAAAGAUAUAAAGCCAGAUAUAAAGAGUGCAACAGUUGAUUUAACAGAGAGACAUUCAGAGAUUAGUGUGACACAAGUAGUGGCACAUGAUAAAGAAAAAGAAUAUGUUACAGAACAGUCUCCUAAACAAAUGACAGCCACAGCCAGUGUACCAGUUCAUGAAGUGGCUAUUAAGUCAGAGACAUUGCCAGAGUUAAAUGUUGGUGAUCUUCCUGAGAGAGAACAUGUCACAGGUAGAGCAAAGCCUGAUAAUGAACCACUGCAAGAACUUAUAAUCACAGAAACAGCUAUUACUGAAGUUGAGAGACAACUUAAAGAAGGUGUGAAGCCGGAGAAAAGGACUGCAGAUGUAGCCAUUGAUGUAGGUGAAGGAAUAUCAAUUACAGAAAUUGUCGCUGACCAUAAAGAGGCUAUCCUUGAAUCUCUAGAAAUGCCAAAACAGAGGCAGGCCACUCUCAAUAUCCGUAGCCAAGAAGUUGCUCAGAAGGAGGAAGUGGUGAUGGAUUAUGUCACUGGUGAAUGGAAGAGGCAGUCACCAGUUAAGGAAAGUGCUCACCCAGAACAGGAUGCACUGGAAUGUGCUGUGUUACUACAGCCACAUAUUGGUGAAAGGGAAGGUCUUUAUAGUGCAGAUAUUAAGCCAGAUGAAAAAACAGCUAACAUUACCUUUGAAGAAGGUCAGAUACUAAGUGUCACAGAAGUUUUGCCUGAUGACAAAGAAAAACCACUUGAAAUUCCGGAAGCUCCAAACAAAUAUAAAGCAACAGCAGACUUCCAAACUCAAGAAGUUGCAGUGAAGUCUGAAAUAAUAGCUGGGUUAAAUGUCACAGAAAUAACACAUGUAGAGCCAUCAACAGCAGAAGCCACUAAAGACCAGGUUCCAUAUCAGAGUUUUAUUCUUUGUGAGACUCUGACAGGAGAAAAGGAAUCUGAGUAUCAGCCAUUAAUUAUGCCUGAUUCCAAAGUAGCAGACACUGUUAUCUUGGAAGAAGAGGGACUUACUGUAAAUCAGGUAACUACUGGAGAUGUGGAGACAACAUUUUCUUCACCAGAGAAGCCAGAAGGAAAGAAAGCAUUUCCAUCUGUAAUAGGGCAAGAAAUUGCUGAGAAAACAGCGGUUUGGAUUGAAAGUAGUGUGGGUAAGUUACCAUACGAAGAGCCCCAGUGUGUACAAGCUUUAGCGGAACAAUUGCCACAUCAUAGUUUGAUUCAGUCAGAAAUGGCUCCUGUGGAAUGUGAAGGUGUAUACUCAGUGGGCAUACAGCCAGAUAGUAAGAGUGCAGAGGUUGUAAUUGAUGAAGCAAAAAUGUUAGCCAUUACGGAAGUCAUCACACAAGACAAGGAAGGGCAUUAUGAAGCUCCCAUCAAACCAGAUGGCAAGUUUGCAAAACCUGGUGUAUUGGGACAGGAAGUAGCUCAGAAGAUAGAGGUAGUGACAGAAUCAAGAACUGGUGAAAUACUUUUAGAGACUCCAGUCAAAGUACAAGCCACAUCUGAACAAUUGACAUUUGAGAGUCUACAGCAGGCAGAAGCAACUGUGCAAGAACGAGAAGGAGAAUUUAAAGAGAAACUGAAAUACGAUAUGCUACAUGCAAAUCUGGAAUUUGAACAGGGUAAGAGUUUGACCAUUACUGAAAUAUUGGCACAAGAUAGAGAAGAAAUAAUUGCAACUGUGGAAAAGCCAAAGGAAAGAAAGGCAAGGACAGAUAUCAGUGGCAAAGAAGUGGCAGAAAAGACUGAAAUUGUACCUGAAUUUGGAAUGGGGAAACUAGAGGAAGAAAAAACUUCACCGGCUCAAGCAAAGAAGGCUCAUUUGCCCUUCGAAAGUGUUAUUAAAAUGGAAGUAAGCAUAAGAGAGUGUGAGGAACCCUUGAAGGGUGAUAUUAAGCCCAUAGCCAAACUUGCUGAAAUUGUAUUUGAAGAAGGUCAGCCACUACAAGUUACUUCAAUGGUGACAGGAGACAGAGAAAGUGAAUAUGUAACUCCUGAAAAGCCAAGUGGCAAAGUGGCUCAUUCAGAAGUUCUCACUCAUGAAGUUGCAGAGAAAUCUGAAAUAGUUCCAGGUUUGAAUAUCAGGGAACUGGUUCAGGAGGAACCUCUCAAAGUAAAAGCAAACACUGAACAGGCACCAUUUGAAAGUGUAAUGCAGAUACAAGCUCUUAUUCAAGAAAGUGAAGGGACAUUUGAAAAGGGUGAACUUCCUGCUUUUAGAAAGGCAGGAUUAAAUUUUGAAGCAGAACAAUCUCUCACUAUUUCAGAGGUCACACUUGGCGAUAAGGAACUUCUUUAUACUGCACCUCAAUUACCCAAAGAAAGACAAGCACAGCCAGACAUAACCGAAAGCCAGGAGGUGGCAGAACAAAGUCAGGUGCUCACAGAAAUAGGGGUUGGUCAAAUUGAAGCAAUAGUCCCAGUGUCAGAAACAGCUAAACUGGGACAUGACGUUCUUCAAAGUGUUAUGGUCUAUGAGAGUCAAACUCAUGAAAAUGAAUCUGAGUUUGUCAAAAAACAAUUACCAGUGACAAAAAAGGCUGAUGUCUUCAUAGAAAAGGGAAGGAAGGCACAAACUGUUACAGAAGUAAUUGCAGAUCUCAAGGAGGGAACUGUGAAAGAACUAGAGAUACCAACAGGAAAGAAAGCACGGCCUGAUAUUCUUGGCCAUGAGAUAGCAGAAAAGGCUGAAGUUGUAACACAUCUUUCUGUUGGCGAUGUCAUGGAACACAAAGUUCAUAGGACUUUUGCAUCAUUGGAACAAGUUCCAUUUGAGGGCAUUGUUCAAUCUGAAGCUGUAGUCCGUGAGAAAGAAAAUACCUUUAUCUCUGAUUUAAAAAUGGUCACUGCAAGUGCAGAGACAAUGUUUGAGGAAGGUAAAAGUGUCACUAUCUGCCAAGUUAUACCAGAAGACAAGGAGGAUGAUUUUGUGGCAGCACAAAAGCCCAAAACUCGAAUAGCUCAACCAGAAAUAGAGGCCCAUGAAAUAGCUGAAAAAUCUGAGGUUAUACCAGAAACAGGAGUUUCAGAACUUUCGUUUCAGGUCCCAAAACAUGCACAAGCUAAACCAGAGUCAUUAUUAUUUGAAGGCCUGGUUCAGUCAGAAGUUGCUGUCCGAGAAAGUGAGAUAGAUUUUGAUGGCAAAUUAAAAUUAGAUAAGAGGACUGUAGAUGUUUCAUUUGAGGAAGGCAGUAGUGUCACAAUAAUGGAGGUUAUUCCAGAUGACAAAGAAGCCCAGUAUUUGUCUCCUAUGGCACCUGAAUCUAAAGUAGCUCUACCACACAUAUCUGGGCAUCAGAUAGCAGAGAAAUCAGAGGUAUUACCAGAACUUAGCCUUGGACCUGUUGAUGUGAGACCUACACAGAAAAUACAGGCUGAUGUUCAACAGAUUCCAUUUGAAGGUAUUGUUCAGUCUGAAGCAAUUAUCCGUGAGAAGGAAGACGUCUUUAAAUCAAGUGUGAAGAAAGUGUCGGCCACUGCAGAGAGAAAAUUUGAGGAGGGCAGAAGUGUUACUGUAAGCCAAAUCAUAGCAGAAGACAAGGAAGGCGACUAUGUAAUUACUGAGAAACCCAAGGCCCAAAUGGCUGAACCAGAUGUCCAAGUGCAGCAAGUUGCAGAGAAAACUGAGGUAAUUACAGAAGUAGCAGCAUCUGACCUCUCGGUUGAAAAACCUAAGAAGGCACAAGCUAAAUCUGAAUCCUUCUUGUUUGAAAGCUUAGUUCAGUCAGAAAUUACUGUUCGUGAAAGUGAAAUUGAAUUUACUAGUCAAUUUAAAGAAGAUAAGAAGAAAGUGGAUGUAUCAUUUGAAGAAGGUAGAGGUGUGACAAUAACAGAAGUAGUUCCAGAUGACAGAGAAUCUCAGUACAUCUCUCCUACAGCACCAGAGAGUAAAGUAGCCUUACCAAACAUAUCUGGACAUGAGAUAGCAGAGAAAUCGGAGGUAUUAGCAGAACUUAGCCUUGGACCUGUUGAUGUGAAACCUACACAAAAAAUACAGGCUGAUGUUCAGCAGAUUCCAUUUGAAAGUAUUGUACAGUCUGAAGCAAUUAUCCGUGAGAAGGAAGACAUCUUUAAGUCAAGUGUAAAGAAAGUGUCUGCCACUGCAGAGAGGAAAUUUGAGGAAGGCAGAAGUGUUACUGUAAGUGAAAUCAUAGCAGAAGACAAGGAAGGUGACUAUGUUAUCACUGAGAAACCCAAAGCCCAAAUGGCUGAACCAGACAUCCAAGUACAGCAAGUCGCUGAAAAAACUGAAGUGAUUACAGAAGUGGCAGCGUCUGAGCUCUCAGUUGAGAAACCUAAGAAGGCACAAGCUAAAUCUGAAUCCUUCUUGUUUGAAAGCUUAGUUCAGUCAGAAAUUACUGUUCGUGAAAGUGAAAUUGAAUUUACUAGUCAAUUUAAAGAAGAUAAGAAGAAAGUGGAUGUAUCAUUUGAAGAAGGUAGAGGUGUGACAAUAACAGAAGUAGUUCCAGAUGACAGAGAAUCUCAGUACAUCUCUCCUACAGCGCCAGAGAGUAAAGUAGCCCUACCAAACAUAUCUGGACAUGAGAUAGCAGAGAAAUCAGAGGUAUUAACAGAACUUAGCCUUGGACCUGUUGAUGUGAAACCUACACAGAAAAUACAGGCUGAUGUUCAGCAGAUUCCAUUUGAAGGUAUUGUUCAGUCUGAAGCAAUUAUCCGUGAGAAGGAAGACAUCUUUAAGUCAAGUAUAAAGAAAGUGUCUGCCACUGCAGAGAGGAAAUUUGAGGAAGGCAGGAGUGUUACUGUAAGUGAAAUCAUAGCAGAAGACAAGGAAAGUGACUAUGUAAUUACUGAAAAACCCAAAGCCCAAAUGGCUGAACCAGAUGUCCAAGUACAACAAGUUGCAGAAAAAACUGAAGUCAUUACAGAAAUAGCAACUUCUGACCUUUCUGUCGAAAAACCUAUGAAGGCUCAAGUUAAAUCCAAAUCCAUCUUGUUUGAAAGCUUAGUUCAGUCAGAAGUUACUGUUCGUGAAAGUGAAAUUGAAUUUAGUAGCCAAUUUAAAGAAGACAGGAAGAAUGUGGAUGUGUCAUUUGAAGAAGGCAGAGGUGUGACAAUAACAGAAGUAGUUCCAGAUGACAGAGAAUCUCAGUACAUCUCUCCUACAGCACCAGAGAGUAAAGUAGCCCUACCAAACAUAUCUGGACAUGAGAUAGCAGAGAAAUCAGAAGUAUUAACAGAACUUAGCCUUGGUCCUGUUGAUGUGAGCCCUGCACAGAAAAUACAGGCUGAUGUUCAACAAAUUCCAUUUGAAGGUAUUGUUCAGUCUGAAGCAAUUAUCCGUGAGAAGGAAGAAAUCUUUAAGUCAGGCAUGAAGAAAGUGUCUGCCACUGCAGAGAGGAAAUUUGAAGAAGGCAGAUGUGUUACUGUAAGUGAAAUCAUAGCAGAAGACAAGGAAGGCGACUAUGUAAUUACUGAAAAACCCAAAGCCCAAAUGGCCGAACCAGACGUCCAAGUGCAGCAAGUUGCAGAGAAAACUGAGGUAAUUACAGAAGUAGCAGCAUCUGACCUCUCGGUUGAAAAACCUAAGAAGGCACAAGCUAAAUCUGAGUCCUUCUUGUUUGAAAGCUUAGUUCAGUCAGAAAUUACUGUUCGUGAAAGUGAAAUUGAAUUUACUAGUCAAUUUAAAGAAGAUAAGAAGAAAGUGGAUGUAUCAUUUGAAGAAGGUAGAGGUGUGACAAUAACAGAAGUAGUUCCAGAUGACAGAGAAUCUCAGUACAUCUCUCCUACAGCGCCAGAGAGUAAAGUAGCCCUACCAAACAUAUCUGGACAUGAGAUAGCAGAGAAAUCAGAGGUAUUAACAGAACUUAGCCUUGGACCUGUUGAUGUGAGACCUACACAGAAAAUACAGGCUGAUGUUCAGCAGAUUCCUUUUGAAGGUAUUGUUCAGUCUGAAGCAAUUAUCCGUGAGAAGGAAGACGUCCUUAAGUCAAGUAUAAAGAAAGUGUCUGCCACUGCAGAGAGGAAAUUUGAGGAAGGCAGGAGUGUUACUGUAAGUGAAAUCAUAGCAGAAGACAAGGAAGGUGACUAUGUAAUCAUGGAAAAACCUAAACCCCAGGUAGCUGAAGCUGAAGUUGGAGUGCAACAAGUUGCUGAGAAAUCUGAAGUAUUUACGGAAGUGGCAGCGUCUGAUCUCUCAGUUGAAAAACCAAAGCAUGUACAAGCUACAGCUGAACAAUUGUUGUUUGAAAGCUUAGUUCAGUCAGAAAUUACCAUCCGUGAAAGUGAAUCUGAUUUUGUGAGUCAGCUCAGAGAAGACAAGAAGAGAGUCAAAGUAUUGUUUGAAGAAGGGCAAGGUGUGGCAAUAACAGAAGUAGUGCCAGAUGACAAGGAGUCUCAGUAUAUCACUCCUGGGGCACCAGAGACUAAAGUUGCUCUGCCAAAUGUGUCUGGGCAGGAGGUUGCACAGAAAUCACAGGUGUUUCCUGAGAUGUCUCUUGGUGAAGUAAAAGUGAAGGCCCCCCAAGAACUUCAAAUCACCAUUGAUCAAGUUCCCUUUGAAAGCAUAAUACAGUCAGAAGCUUUAGUGAGUGAAAGAGAGGAGCAUUUCCAGUCUGAUUCUAAAAUGAUAUCAGCAAGUGCAAAGAGUGUGUUUAUUGAAGGUAAGAGCAUAACUGUGUCUCAGGUAGUUCCUGAGGAUAAGGAAACUGUGUGUGUUGUAGAAGACAGACCUAAGGAACAGAAGGCUGUAGUAGAUAUUCGUGGACAAGAAAUAGCUGAGAAGUCUGAAGUUGUAGCUGGUACAGGAAUACGUGAGUUUUCUGUGGGUUUGCCUAAACUUGUACAAGCUCAGCCAGAAGCUAUUCUUCAUGAAGGACUAGUACAAACAGAGGCUGCUGUUCAAGAAAAUGAACAGACAUUUGAGGGGAAAUUUGUACCUGAUUCUAGAAGUGCAGGUAUGACAUUUGAAGAAGAAAGAGGUGUUACUAUUACUGAAGUCAUUCCUGAACAUAAGGAAGAAAUAUAUACUGCACCCGAUUUUCCUGAAACCAAACUUGCCCUGCCAGAUGUAACGCCAACAGAAGUAGCACAGAAGCUUGAGAUUUGUGCAGAUAUUUCUCUAGGAGGAAUUGAUGUCAGACCAGUGCAGAAACUUCAGGUGAGCCCAAGGCAACUUCCUUUUGAAAGUUUGAUGCAAUCAGAACCAAUUAUUCGUGAAAAGGAAGGAGAAUUUGCUUCUGGUGUAACUGCUGUUACAGUAACUGCAGAGAGGAGUUUUGAAGAAGAAAGAAGUUUAACAAUUAGUCAAAUUAUCACAAGUGACAGAGAAGUGGAUUAUACGGUAGAACAGCAGCCAAAGCAACUUAUAGCUGAGGCAUCUGUGUAUGGUACUGAAGUGGCACAGAAAUCUGAAGUCAUGACACAUGUUAGCGUAAAUGAAUUUGAUGUAACUAUCCCAAAAACUGCACAGGCUCAACCACAUUCUGUACCUUUUGAAGGAAUUUUACAAACAGAGGCUAUAGUACGAGAAAAGGAACAAGACUUUGUAGGAUUAGAACACCUGAAGGAAAGCAGCAGGUGUGCAGACAUUGCAUUUGAAGAAGGAAGUGGAAUUACCAUUACAGAAAUUUUUGAGCAACAUAAAGAAGGCCAAUAUGUAACACCUACUCUUCCAGAUUUCAAGUCAAUAAAGCCAAAUAUUGAUACAAAAGAGGUAGCUGAAAAAUCUGAAGUUUUCACUGAAACAUGUGUUGGGGAAGUUGAAGUGAAACCAGUCAAGAAACUAAAAAUUAGUUUUGACCAAACACCAUUUGAAAGCAUUAUUCAGUCACAGGCAAUUGUUAGUGAAAAAGAAGGAGAAUUCCAUGCUGAUGUGAAAAAAGUAAUGGUAAGUGCAGAAAAAGGCUUCGAAGAGGGCAGAAGUGUUACUAUCACAGAAGUUGUUACUGAAGAUAAGGAAGCCGACUAUGUAGCUACAAAACUGCCAAAACCUCAAACUGCACAAACAGAAAUUCGUGGACAGGAGAUUGCUGAGAAAUCUGAAAUUGUCACUCAGUUUGGUACAGCUGAGUUGCAUACAGAUGUACCAACCACUGCACAGGCCUUCCCAGAAUCACUUCCUCUUCAGAGUCUUAUCCAGACUGAAGCAGUUGUUCAGGACAGAGAAAGUGACUUUGUGGAUCAAUCUAGACCAGAUUCCAAGAGUGCAGCUAUAGUAUUUGAGGAAGGACAGGUUGCAUCAGUAACACAGGUGGUUCCGGAAGAUAAAGAAAGCGAAUAUUUUGCUCCAGAGGUAAUUGAAACAAAAACUGCACAACCCAACAUCUCAGGUAAAGAAGUGGCUCAGAAGUCUGAAGUAUUGACAGAAUUAUGUCUGGGAGAAGUUGAAAUUAAAUCUGCACAGCAAGUACAGAGUAAAGUGGAACAAAUUACAUUUGAAAGUAUCAUGCAGUCAGAAGCAUUAGUUCAAGAAAAGGAACAAGAACAGGACUUGCGUCUAGAUAUAAGAUCAUCUCUGAAGAGAGCUGAGACAAGCUUCACUGAAGGAAAGAGCAUUACUGUCACACAAAUAAUUCUGGAAGAUAAGGAAGAAGACUAUUCAAUUGGAAAAAAGCCAGAAGAGCAUGCUGUUGUACCUGAAAUUGAAAGUAGAGAAAUUGCAGAGAAAUCUGUAACUCUUAGUGAAAUGAGUGUUGGAGAACUCUCCAUAGAAAAGCCCAAAUUGCUUAGGCUUCAGCCAGAUUCCAUACCUUGUGAAGGACUGUUACAAACAGAAGCUAUUGUACAGGAAAAAGAAAGAGACUUUAUUGGACACCUGAAACUAGACUCAAGGAAUGCAGAUGUUGCCUUUGAGGAAGGAAGAGGAAUUUCAGUUACAGAAGUUGUUUCAGAAGAUAAGGAAAGCCAAUACAUUGUUCCUGAAGCACCACUGAGUAAAGCAACACUUUCUGAUAUAUCAAGAAAAGAAGUUUUACAUACAUCAGAAGUAAUUCCUGACACUUGUCUUGCAGAUUUCAAAACACAUCCUGCUCAGGAAAUGCAUGUUACAGUGGAACAAAUUCCAUAUGAAAGUUUGAUACAGACACAAACUGAAAUUCAGGAAAGUGAAGUAGAAUUUAGAAGAUCUACUCAAAUUACAGAAAAAAACGCUAAACCAAAGUUUGAAGAAAGAAGAAGUCUAAGUGUCCUUCAAGUGACAACACAACAGAAGGAAGGAAACAUUGAGGUUUCUGAGUUUCCAAAAUUUCAACAUGCACUGCCUGAUUUGAUAAGCCAAGAAUCUGUUCAGUUAAGUGAAGUAAUUCCUGGAGUUUCUGUGGGAGAUGUUAAGCAGGAAGCUGACGUGAAAGAAAAGGCCAAAUACAGUCAGGAUCUCACUGAAGGUGUUAUUAUAUCUGAAGAACUUAUACAAGAAAAGGAACAUACUUUUGACAAGGUUUUCCAGCCUGAAACAAAAAGUGCAGAUAUUGAAUUUGAGGAACAGAGAGCUACAGCUGUAUCAGUUGUCAUAGCAGAAGAUAAAGAAGGUUUCUUUGUCUCUUCAGAAGCUCCAAAAACAGGUGUCGCCAGGCCAAAGAUACCAGUUAAAGAAGUAGCAGAGAAAGUAGAAAUUGUCACAGAACAGGACAUUGCUGAUCUAAUUAGUGAGAAACCCAUGGAAAUGCAUGCUAAGCCACAGCAGCAACCAAUAGAAACUAUAUUACAAACAGAAGUACUUGUUAGGGAAAGGGAAGGAAUGUUUUAUGGUGACUCCAAACCAGAUACUCAAAAUGUUGAAGUCACAUAUGAUGAUGGGAAGAAGGGUAUCAUGGUCACCCAAGUUAUUCCUGAAGAUAAAGAGGGUAUUUAUCAAGAAAAAGAUGUUCCAAAGAAGCAAACUGCUGUGCCGCAAGUACCAGAAAAAGAAGUUAUUCAACAGUUGGAAGUCAUUCCUGGCCACACAACAGAAGAAGCUUCCCUUCACAUAAUACCCACAAAAAGUAAAGCAACAACCGAACAGUUACCAUAUGAAAGUAUCAUUCAAAGUGAGACAUCCUUGCAAGAAAGGGAGGGGAUUUUCAAGCCCACACUCAAGCCAGAUAUAUCAAGUGCAGAGCUGAAAUUCCAAGAGGGGCAAAGCGUCAUGGUUACAGAAGUGAUAGUGCAAGAUAAAGAAGGUACAAAGGUUGUCACAAAAACUGUGAAAGAAGAGAUUGCUCACAAAGAUAUUGUAGAACAAGAGGCAGCUUUCAUGUCUGAAGUGCAUCCAGAGAAUGGAAUAGGUAGACUAGAUGUAGAUAUUCCCACCCCAAUUGUGGCAAAAGAGUCUGCUCCCCAGGCACAACACAGCAUAAUGGUCACCGAACUACAGAGCACUGGUGAGGUUGAAGCUAAGCUGCCAGACCUCAUCAAACCAUCACCAAAGAGAGUCAGCAUCUCCUUUGAAGAGGGAACCAAUGUCAUUGUAACAGAAGUGCAGCCAGAAGACAGAGAGGAGAGCCUGGACGACAAUACAUCAGCCUCUCAGACACGUCACAUCACUGCCACACAAGUGACCGACCAUAUGCCUGAGGUAAAAGUAAUUGAAACUACAACUGAGUUCCUUCAAGGUGAGUACACUAUAAAGAGUGCGGACAGAGAAUCUGCUGAUGAAGACACCGGGGAUGUAGACACAGUCCACAAACUUGAGACACCAGUUAUAGAGCUGAAAAGCUUACCAGACCAUGACAAGGAACAGGGCACUACUGAUGAAAUUGAAGUUAAGGAAAAGAUGGUGAAACCCAUGAUUAGAAAGAAGACGACGUUCCCAAUUGAGGACAGUAAACCUGCAAUGGAAGACGACACAAGGGAAGAAACUGUGCCAAUAUUGGAAGAACUUGAGGAGGAAAAGGCAGAUAAGCAUCCUGAGGAUGACAGGGAGGUUGAGAAGGUUGUUGAAGGAGCGAUGGAAGACACAAGAAAAGAGAAGAAAAUGAAACGUAUUAUCAAGAGGAAGAAGAUUACUCUGGUAGAAGGGGAGAAACCAUUAGGAGAGGAUAUAAAAGAGGAAACUGCACCACUACAUGAGAAGCCAGAAGAAGAGAAAGAAAAUGAAAUCUUGGAGAGCACCAUAAUGGUUGAGAAAGCUGAGGACAGAGAGAUGGAAGAAACAACUGAUGAGAAGAAAGUGAAACGUAUAGUGAGAAGAAAGAAGGCUACACCAAAUGAAGAGGAGAAACCAUCAACAGAAGGUGCAGAGGAGGAAACUGUGACAUUGUUUCAAAAGCCUAAAGAGGAGGAGAAGCCAGAGAUUGGUGAGGGGGAGAAGGAAGGAAUUACUGAAGACAUCAAACUGAAACACAUUAUCAGGAAGAAAAAAACUAAGCCAGCUGAAGAGAAGAAACUUUCUGAGGAACCUGUAGCACCAUGUGAUAAACCAGAAGAUGAGGAGCUAUAUGAAACUCCUGAAGGGGUCAUAACAGUUGAAAAAGCUGAGGAGGAAGAGACAGAAGAAACAUCAAAAGAGAAGAAAGUGAAACGCAUACUCAGAAGGAAAAAGAUUACACCAACUGAAGAGGAGAAACCUUCAGUGGAAGGUACAAAGCAGGAAACUGUGUCACUGACAGAAAAGCCCAAAGAUGAGGAGAAGUCAGAAAUUUCUGAAGGCGAGGAGGAAGAAUUGACUGACCAGACAAAAAAGAAACGCAUUAUCAGGAAGAAAAAGACUAUGGUGCUUGAGAAGGAGAAACCUUCAGAUGAGAGUAAACAAGAAGAACCAUUGCCAGUACUGGAGAAGCCGGAGGAGCAAAAGGCAGAGGAAAUUCCUGAAACAGUCAAGGAGGCUGAAGAUGUGGAACAAGUGGAAGCAACAAAAGAAAAGAAGGUUAAGCGCAUAGUCAGGAAAAAGAAGGUGGUACCAGAAGAGGCAGAAAAACCUGUAGGGGGAGAAAUGAUUGAAGAUACCUUGCCAUUACCAGAGAAACCUGCUGAAGGAAAGGCAGAUACAGAAGAGAAAACUGACAGUGUGCCAGUAGCUAAAGAUGUGGUUCCUGAAACUGUUGAUGAAACUGAACACAAAAAAGUGAAACGAAUAGUCAAAAAGAAAAAGAAAACUGUUCCAGAAGAAGAAAAGCCAAGUGGUGUGCAGGAAGAAGAAACUAUUAUGCCAUCCUUGGAAAAAUCUGAGGAAGAACUGCCCGAAGAAAAGCCUGAUGUUGAAGAGGAUACUGCAACAGUACCAGAGGACUCUAAGGGAAGGAGGGUAAAGAGAAUUGUAUCCAAAACAAAGAAAGGCAUUCCGAAGGAAGAGGAGAAACCAACAGAAGAUGAGGCAGAAGAGGAUGUAGCUCCUAGAAAACCAACAGAAGACAAAUCUGUCAAGAAGAAGAAAGUCACUGGACUACAAAUGAUGAAAAUUGAGAGGAAAGAAAUUAAAGCUACUCAGCUGAAGGUGAUUGAUGUCAAAGAAGACAUUCCCCUAUUUGCACAGAUAAAAUUAAAGAAAGUGACACCUGUCAAGAAACGAGAAAUAAAGGGUGUGACAAUUCCGAAAGUCUUGCUUAAGAGUAACAUUAAAUUUAUCGAUUAUCCACCAGCUGAACAGAAACCAAUCAUAACAAUUCUUGAGGUGCACUUUGACAAAGGUAUUCUGUCACGGAACUAUCAGGAAGCACUGAAAGUCCAGAAGAGAAAAGUAAAAAAAGUACGCAUCAAGGAUAAGGAAGCAACUGAGUUGGAGGAACCUGAGAAGUUCCCUGCAGAUGACACAGAAAAACCAGAACCUACAGAGAAAGUUGAUCAGCCGACAUGGCAGAGCUUGCCAAAGAAACCUACACCUGAACAACAAGAAACAAAGAAGCUUGAUAUUGGGAAAGGAAAAGUCCCAGAGCAGGAAACUCCUGUCCCAGAGGACAUCAAGUUGAAAAAGAUUCCUGAAAAACCAACACCUGGUGAAGAGGAGCAGAAGAUCAAGCCAUCGAAAAAAAAUGGGGAUGAACAAAAGAUGAAGAAGCCUAAGGAAUCUGAGAAAGAACCCUUGGCUCCUUUUGAGGGGAAGGACAUAGAAAAGCAUGAUACAGACUUAGAGCAAUAUGAGAGGAAGAGCCCAGAGAAAUCAGAUGAAGAGACUUCCAAACCUGAGGUGAAAAAGAGACCUAAGGCAAAGAAACCAAAACCAGAGCCAGAGACCAUUCAGAUUCCACUGGAGAAGGGAAUUCCUAAGAAACCGCAGCCAGAAGAUGACAAGGAGAUCAAGCUAAGGAAGAAAAUGGGUGAACCCACCCCAGAUGAACCCGAGGCAAUUACUCUCAAACCAUUCAGAAAAGAGAAACCAGAAGAUACAUCAGAGCAGCCAGAGAAAGAGGAAGGGAAGCCCAAAGGAGUAGACAGACUCACAGAGGAGGAAGAGGUAGAGAAGGACCAACUGCCAGAGGGAAAAAGGAAGAAGAAAAUAGUGAAGAAGGUUCGGAAACCAGAGGCACCACAGGAAGAAGCAGAGAAGCCUGUAUCAGAUGUUCCUGAGGCUGAGACACAGGAAAUAGUUUCCCCCAAAGAAGACCAGCCUAGUGCAGUGACAGUUCCUGAAUCAGUGAGUGAGCCUUUGACAGCAGUAGACGAACAACCAAAGGUUUCUGAGGAAGAGAAGCCUGGCAAAUUGGCUGCAGAUGAAAUGCCAGAACAAGACGUAGAAAAGGACCAACUGCCAGAGGGAAAAAGGAAGAAGAAAAUAGUGAAAAAGGUUCGGAAACCGGAGGCACCACAGGAACAAGCAGAGAAGACUUCACCAGAUGUUCCCGAGGCUGAGACACAGGAAAUAGUUUCCCCCAAAGAAGAGCAGCCUAGUGCAGUGACAGUUCCUGAAUCAGUAAGUGAGCCUUUAACUGCAAUAGACGAACAACCAAAGGUUUCUGAAGAAGAGAAGCCUGACAAAGUGGCUGCAGAUGACGUGCCAGAACAAAAGGUUGUCAGAAAGAAAGUGAAGGUACAGAAGGUGAAGCCAGAGAAAGAAGUGAAACCAGAAGAAGAGGUUCAAGAAGAAAAGAAAGAAGAGGUGGGAAAGCUGGAGGUUGUGGUGAAAGAGGUACCUGAGGAUGAGAAGGAACAUGUUACUACUGAAGAAAUGGAAGUUAAAGAGAAAAAGGUGAAACACAUAAUCAGAAAGAAGAAGACAACUCCAAGUGAAGAAGAGAAACCUUCAGAUGAGAGUAAAGGAGAAGAAUCAUUACCAGUACUGGAGAAGCCAGAGGAGCAAAAGGCAGAGGAAAUUCCAGAAACAGUCAAGGAGGCUGAAGAUGUGGAACAAGUUGAAGCAACAAAAGAAAAGAAGGUUAAGCGCAUAGUCAGGAAAAAGAAGGUGGUACCAGAAGAGUCAGAAAAACCUGUAGAGGAAGAAAUGAUUGAAGAUACCUUGCCAUUACCAGAGAAACCUGCUGAAGGAAAGGCAGAUACAGAAGAGAAAACUGACAGUGUGCCGGUAGCUAAAGAUGAGGUUCCUGAAACUGUUGGUGAAACUGAACACAAAAAAGUGAAACGAAUAGUGAAAAAGAAAAAGAAAACUGUUCCAGAAGAAGAUGAAAAGCCAGUUGGUGUGGAGAAAGAGGAAACUAUUAUGCCAUCCUUGGAAAAAUCUGAGGAAGAACUGCCCGAAGAAAAGCCUGAUGUUGAAGAGGAUACUACAACAGUACCUGAGGACUCUAAGGGAAGGAGGGUAAAGCGAAUUGUGUCCAAAACAAAGAAAGGCAUUCCGAAGGAAGAGGAGAAACCAACAGAAGGCAAGGUAGAAGAGGAUGUAGCUCCUAGAAAACCAACGGAUGACAAACCUGUCAAGAAGAAGAAAGUCACUGGACUACAAAUGAUGAAAAUUGAGAAGAAAGAAAUUAAAGCUACUCAGCUGAAGGUGAUUGAUGUCAAAGAAGACAUUCCCCUAUUUGCACAGAUAAAAUUAAAGAAAGUGACACCUGUCAAGAAACGAGAAAUAAAGGGUGUGACAAUUCCGAAAGUCUUGCUUAAGAGUAACAUUAAGUUCAUUGAUUAUCCACCAGCUGAACAGAAGCCAGUCAUAACAAUUCUUGAGGUGCACUUUGACAAGGGUAUUCUGUCACGGAACUACCAGGAAGCUCUGAAAGUGCAAAAGAGGAAAGUAAAAAAGGUACGAAUCAAGGAUAAGGAAGCAACUGAGUUGGAGGAACCUGAGAAGUUCCCUGCAGAUGACACAGAAAAACCAGAACCUACAGAGAAAGUUGAUCAGCCAGCAUGGCAGAGCUUGCCAAAGAAACCUACACCUGAACAACAAGAAACACAUAAGCUUGAUAUUGGGAAAGGAAAAGUUCCAGAGCAGGAAACUCCUGUCCCAGAGGACAUCAAGUUGAAAAAGAUUCCUGAAAAACCAACACCUGGUGAAGAGGAGCAGAAGAUCAAGCCAUCGAAAAAAGAUGGGGAUGAACCACAGAUGAAGAAGCCUAAGGAAUCUGAGAAAGAACCAUUGGCUCCUUUUGAGGGGAAGGACAUAGAAAAGCAUGAUACAGACUUAGAGAAAUAUGAGAGGGAGAGCCCAGAGAAAUCAGAUGAAGAGACUUCCAAACCUGAGGUGAAAAAGAGACCUAAGGCAAAGAAACCAAAACCAGAGCCAGAGACCAUUCAGAUUCCACUGGAGAAGGGAAUUCCUAAGAAACCGCAGCCAGAAGAUGACAAGGAGAUAAAGCUAAGGAAGAAAAUGGGUGAACCCACCCCAGAUGUACCCGAGGCAAUUACUCUCAAACCAUUCAGAAAAGAGAAACCAGAAGAUAAAUCAGAUCAGCCAGAGAAAGAGGAAGGGAAGCCCAAAGGAGUAGACAGACUCACAGAGGAGGAAGAGGUAGAGAAGGAUCAACUGCCAGACGGAAAAAGGAAGAAGAAAAUAGUGAAGAAGGUUCGGAAACCAGAGGCACCACAGGAAGAAUCAGAGAAGCCUGUAUCAGACGUUCCUGAGGCUGAGACACAGGAAAUAGUUUCCCCCAAAGAAGACCAUCCUAAUGCAGUGACAGUUCCUGAAUCAGUGAGUGAGCCUUUAACAGCAGUAGACGAACAACCAAAGGUUUCUGAAGAAGAGAAGCCUGACAAAGUGGCUGCAGAUGACGUGCCAGAACAAAAGGUUGUCAGAAAGAAAGUGAAGGUACAGAAGGUGAAGCCAGAGAAAGAAGUGAAACCAGAAGAAGAGGUUCAAGAAGAAAAGAAAGAAGAGGUGGAAAAGCUGGAGGUUGUGGUGAAAGAGGUACCUGAGGAUGAGAAGGAACAUGUUACUACUGAAGAAAUGGAAGUUAAAGAGAAAAAGGUGAAACACAUAAUCAGAAAGAAGAAGACAACUCCAAGUGAAGAAGAGAAACCUUCAGAUGAGAGUAAAGGAGAAGAAUCAUUACCAGUACUGGAGAAGCCAGAGGAGCAAAAGGCAGAGGAAAUUCCAGAAACAGUCAAGGAGGCUGAAGAUGUGGAACAAGUUGAAGCAACAAAAGAAAAGAAGGUUAAGCGCAUAGUCAGGAAAAAGAAGGUGGUACCAGAAGAGUCAGAAAAACCUGUAGAGGAAGAAAUGAUUGAAGAUACCUUGCCAUUACCAGAGAAACCUGCUGAAGGAAAGGCAGAUACAGAAGAGAAAACUGACAGUGUGCCAGUAGCUAAAGAUGUGGUUCCUGAAACUGUUGAUGAAACUGAACACAAAAAAGUUAAACGAAUUGUCAAAAAGAAAAAGAAAACUGUUCCAGAAGAAGAUGUAAAGCCAAUUGAUGUGGAGAAAGAGGAAACUAUUAUGCCAUCCUUAGAAAAAUCUGAAGAAGAAGUGCCUGAAGAAAAGCCUGAUGUAGAAGAGGAUACUACAACAGUACCUGUGGACUCUAAGGGAAGGAGGGUAAAGAGAAUUGUGUCCAAAUCAAAGAAAGGCAUUCCGAAGGAAGAGGAGAAACCAACAGAAGACAAGGCAGAAGAGGAUGUAGCUCCUAGAAAACCAACAGAAGACAAACCUGUCAAGAAGAAGAAAGUCACUGGACUACAAAUGAUGAAAAUUGAGAGGAAAGAAAUUAAAGCUACUCAGCUGAAGGUGAUUGAUGUCAAAGAAGACAUUCCCCUAUUUGCACAGAUAAAAUUAAAGAAAGUGACACCUGUCAAGAAACGAGAAAUAAAGGGUGUGACAAUUCCGAAAGUCUUGCUUAAGAGUAACAUUAAGUUCAUUGACUAUCCACCAGCUGAACAGAAGCCAGUCAUAACAAUUCUUGAUGUGUACUUUGACAAAGGUAUUCUGUCACGGAACUACCAGGAAGCUCUGAAAGUGCAAAAGAGGAAAGUAAAAAAGGUACGAAUCAAGGAUAAGGAAGCAACUGAGUUGGAGGAACCUGAGAAGUUCGCUGCAGAUGACACAGAAAAACCAGAACCUACAGAGAAAGUAGAUCAGCCGACAUGGCAGAGCUUGCCAAAGAAACCUGCACCUGAGCAACAAGAAACACAGAAGCUUGAUAUUGGGAAAGGAAAAGUUCCAGAGCAGGAAACUCCUGUCCCAGAGGACAUCAAGUUGAAAAAGAUUCCUGAGAAACCAACACCUGGUGAAGCGGAGCAGAAGAUCAAGCCAUCGAAAAAAGAUGGGGAUGAACAAAAGAUAAAGAAGCCUAAGGAAUCUGAGAAAGAACCAUUGGCUCCUUUUGAGGGGAAGGACAUAGAAAAGCAUGAUACAGACUUAGAGCAAUAUGAGAGGGAGAGCCCAGAGAAAUCAGAUGAAGGGGCUUCCAAACCUGAGGUGAAAAAGAGACCUAAGGCAAAGAAACCAAAACCAGAGCCAGAGACCAUUCAGAUUCCACUGGAGAAGGGAAUUCCUAAGAAACCGCAGCCAGAAGAUGACAAGGAGAUCAUGCUAAGGAAGAAAAUGGGUGAACCCACCCCAGAUGAACCCGAGGGGAUUACUCUCAAACCAUUCAGAAAAGAGAAACCAGAAGAUACAUCAGAGCAGCCAGAGAAAGAGGAAGGGAAACCCAAAGGAGUAGACAGACCCACAGAGGAGGAAGAGGUAGAGAAGGGCCAACUGCCAGAGGGAAAAAGGAAGAAGAAAAUAGUGAAGAAGGUUCGGAAACCAGUGGCACCACAGGAAGAAGCAGAGAAGUCUGUAUCAGAUGUUCCUGAGGCUGAGACACAGGAAAUAGUUUCCCCCAAAGAAGACCAGCCUAGUGCAGUGACAGUUCCUGAAUCAGUGAGUGAGCCUUUAACAGCAGUAGACGAACAACCAAAGGUUUCUGAGGAAGAGAAGCCCGACAAAGUGGUGGCAGAUGAAGUGCCAGAACAAGAAGUAGAAAAGGACCAACUGCCAGAGGGAAAAAGGAAGAAGAAAAUAUUGAAAAAGGUUCGGAAACCGGAGGCACCACAGGAACAAGCGGAGAAGCCUUCACCAGAUGUUCCUGAGGCUGAGACACAGGAAAUAGUUUCCCCCAAAGAAGACCAGCCUAGUGCAGUGACAGUUCCUGAAUCAGUGAGUGAACCUUUAACUGCAGUAGAUGAGCAACCAAAGGUUUCUGAGGAAGAGAAGCCUGACAAAGUGGCUGCGGAUGACGUGCCAGAACAAAAGGUUGUCAGAAAGAAAGUGAAGGUACAGAAGGUGAAGACAGAGAAAGAAGUGAAACCAGAAGAAGAGGUUCAAGAAGAAAAGAAAGAAGAGGUGGAAAAGCUGGAGGUUGUGGUGAAAGAGGUACCUGUGGAUGAGAAGGAACAUGUUACUACUGAAGAAAUGGAAGUUAAAGAGAAAAAGGUGAAACACAUAAUCAGAAAGAAGAAGGCAGCUCCAAGUGAAGAAGAGAAACCUUCAGAUGAGAGUAAAGGAGAAGAAUCAUUACCAGUACUGGAGAAGCCAGAGGAGCAAGAGGCAGAGGAAAUUCCUGAAACAGUCAAGGAGGCUGAAGAUGUGGAACAAGUGGAAGCAACAAAAGAAAAGAAAGUGAAACGAAUUGUCAAGAAGAAGAAAUUGGUUCCAGAGGAGGUUGAAAAGUCAUUGCAGGAAGAAACAGUUAAAGACAAUUUUCCUGCACCUGAGGAAUCAAGAUUAGCAGAAGAUCAGAAAGGCCAACCAGAAGACUCACAUCUACAUUUUGCAAAUGUCGAAUCAUCUGUUGUGGGGAAAGUGACUGACAUUGUUACUCCAUCAUACGAGACAGGUAAAUCACAAGUAACUAUGGCACUUAAUGAUUCUGUUUCUGUGAGUGAUACCAUGUCCUUAGAGUUAACUGAACAACGAGUAGCAGAUAAGAAACCAUUACCGCAGGAGGCUUUAGUAAGUAUAGGAGAAAAAGAUACUGUAUCUAUACAGGAACCUUAUGUUGAGGUAGUUCCUGCACAUUUGCCUGAGUCACCUCAGGUUUUAAAGGAAGAAGCGACACUUAAGGUAAUGAGCCAAAAAUCUGUGGCUAUAUUGGAAAUUCCUACACAUGAAACAGAGGAACCCCUUGUAUCCGGUAUACCUGAAGUAUUGCAUGCCACACCAUCAUUUCUACAACAAGGACCUUUAACUGUAACUGAAACUGGCACAUUUGAAACACAUACAGACUUUGAACAUGAGAAACAAUUAACUGAAACAGCCCAGACAACCAUCUUACCACAGGAAACACUUUCUGUAACACUUCCUGAACUGCAACACAAGGAAGAUAUUUUCAUGUCACCUGCAGUACCUGACACUGAACAUGCUAUCAGAAACAUUCCAUUGUCUGACUCUGUAACUGUAAAUGAAAUAACAUCUUUAGAAAUACCAUCAGAAUUGAGGCAUACAGUGACACAGGACAAAGAAGCAGUUACAGCACUGCUACCCACAACAGAAUCUGUGUUUGUGACAGAGAUACAACCAACUCAGACAGUGGCUGUUGAUACAAGGGUACAGAAAGUGCCAAAACCUGAAUCAGCUCAAAGAAAACUUUCAACACAGGAUACAUUACAAAUACAAGAAGUUACCACGGAACAGGUUGUUACCACAGAGCCACCUCAAGAAACACAGUAUUUGACACAGGUGCCGAAAGUCGUCCAGAAACGACAGGAGGCACUUAUAAUUACAGAAGUAAUCAAAAACACAAAGGAGGAAGAACUUGCUAACUUCACAGUAUCACAAGAACAACCUACAGUAACAGUUUCUGAAAGUGAAAGUGUGCAAAUUACUGAUAUGCAAACUGCACUAUUUACAGGUGACAUUACUGUACCAGCUCUGCCUAGGAUGGAACAGGUAAGCCCAAUAAUACCAGUGGAAAGACAGCUUCUUUUAGUGGAACAUUCACAACCUGGAAUCUUAGAAGAGGCACUGCCUGAGGAGAAAAUCACAACAGUGCAAGCUAAACUUGUGGAAAUUAGUGAUCAUAAGAAGGCAGAUGUUUCAAUAUCUGAAGUUAAAGAAGCUCCUACAUUACCAAGGAGGGAAGUUGAAAUUCAUGCACCAGAAAACGUUGAGGCUAUUCCUGAAGAAGAGAAACCAACACCUGAACAUGCAGAAGAAAUUUCACAAGAGUAUGCAGUCACUGAGAAGCCAUUGGUGUCUUUUGCUGAUGAAGAUGUCAAGAAGCAACCAACAACAAGAAAAGUCUUGAAGAAGAAAAGAGCUCCUGAGAAGCCAAAGUACGCUGAUGAAAGUGUGACUGAAGAAAUGACAACUGAAGUGCUGACUCAGGAAAAGCCUGACACUCUAAAACCUGAGGAAGUAAAGGAUGUGCAUGAAGGAAUUGAGGUCACUGAAGUAGUAGAUACAGUAAGUACAGGUGAUGUUAGUCCAUUGGAUGUUGAAAAAGAGAAAGCAGAAGCUGUUGAGGGAACUGAAGACUCUGUAAGUAUUGUUGAGACACCAGUUAAGAAAUUAAUUACUAAGAAGAAGAAGGUCAAGCCAGUUUCAAAGAUUCCAGAAGAGAAAGUGCCAGAAGAAGAAGAAAAAGUGGUGGAAAUCCCACAGGAAGAGAAGCCUGUGCCUAAAAAACCAAAGGAAAAGAAACAUCUUCCUGAAAAAGUAGAAGUGUUGAAACUCGAAAGGAAAGAAGUUAAACCUACCAAACUGAAGAUAACUGAUGUGAUGCCAAAAGAGGAAGUUCCUCUUUUCACGCAGGUGAAGCUGAGGAAAGCAAGUGUUCAAAAGAGGGAGAUUAAGGCUGUAGAAGUCCCAAAAGUAUUAUUGAAGAGCAACAUAAAGAUAAUAGACUACCCUCCAAAGGAAAAUACCCCUCUUAUAACAAUAAUAAAUGCAAGGUGUGACAAGGGGAUACUAUCAAGAAAUACACAAGAAGCUCUGAAAGUCCUCAAGAGAAAAGUGAAGAAAGUAAAGUUGCCCGGCAGAGAAAAACCAGACACAGAAGAAUUAGAGUCUUUUGAUGUUGAUCAGAAAGACAGUACUGAUAUUCCUGUGGAAGAUGAGAAGAGUACAUGGGAAAGACUCCCAAAGUCUGCAGAUACUGAGAAACCAGAAGAACCAAAGCUGGUUGUGGGAAAAGGAAAAAUCCCAGAAACAAAAGAACCAGAACAAGAAGAAAUAAAGCUUAAGAAAGUUCCUGAGAAGCCACUAGUGGAAGAGAUAACUGAAAUGAAGAAGCCUAAGAAGGAUGAGACUGAUGAAAAGGAUACAAAGAGCACACCAAAAGAGAAGGAAAUUACUUUAGCUCCCUUUGAACCUAGUGACAUAGAAGGAACUGACAUAGAUCUGGAAAAGUAUGUAAAAGAAGAGCCAGAAAAGAAAGAGAGAAGGACUCCUGAAAAGCAAAAAGUUAAAAAGCCCAAAAAAGACUCUGCAAAACCUGAACCAGAGACAGUAAAAAUACCAUUAGAAAAACAGCCUCCUAAGAAACCUUACCCUGAAGAGGAGAAGGAUAUCAAACUGAAAAAGAAGGUGGGAGAGCCUGAACCAGAGGAGCCAGAUAGUAUUACCUUGAAACCUUUUGUAAAAGAGAAACCAGAAGAAGAUUCUGAAAUUGCUAAGAAGCACAGCCUUAAACUUGAUGACAAAGAGAAACCUUAUGAAGAAGAAGAGAUAUUACCUACUGAACAUGUAAAACCUGAAUCACCAGAGAGGACAAUAAAGAAAACAAAGGUAAAGAAAACAAAACCACCUAAGCGUGUGGAAGAUGUUCCGAAAGAUGAAUCCAAAGAAGCACCUCAGCAGGAUGAACCAAUACUGGAUGAGAAACCAAAAGAAACCAAAGAAGUACCAGAAGAAGAAUUCGUGAUGAAGAUAAAACCCAAAGAACCAGAAAGGGAGGAUAUUGAGAAGGUAAUAGUCGAGAAAGAGGAGCCAGAGAAACCUGAGGUUGAAGAAAUUAAAGAAGUGGCAAUAAAGAAGAAGAAACCAAAGAAACCUUCUGUAGAAGAAGUGAGAGAGGAAGUCACUCUAAAGGAGGUACCAGUGGAGCCAAAAGAGGAGGAAGUCACAGAGGAGGUAAUUGUAAAGGAAAAGAAGCCUAAAGAGGUGAAAGCAGAAGAGGUUCCUGAGGAAGUGAUAAUUGAAAAGAAGGAACCAGAGAAACCCAAGGAAGAGGUAAGUGAAGAAAUAACAAUAAAGAAGAAGAAACCAAGGAAACCUUCUGUAGAAGAAGUGAGAGAAGAAGUCACGCUAAAGAAGGUGAUACCAGUGGAGCCAAAAGAGGAGGAGGAAGUCACAGAGGAGGUAGUUGUAAAGAAAAAGAAGCCUAAAGAGGUGAAAGUAGAAGAGGUUCCUGAGAAAGUGACAAUUGAAAAGAGGGAACCAGAGAAACCCAAGGAUGAGGUAAGUGAAGAAAUAACAAUAAAGAAGAAGAAACCAAGGAAACCUUCUGUAGAAGAAGUUGCUGAAGAAGUCACUCUAAAGAAGGUGGUACCAGUGGAGCCAAAAGAGGAGGAGGAAGUCACAGAGGAAGUAGUUGUAAAGAAAAAGAAACCUAAGGAGGUCAAAAUAGAAGAAGUUACUGAGGAAGUGAAAAUUGAAAAGAAGGAACCAGAGAAACCCAAGGAAGAGGUAAGUGAAGAAAUAACAAUAAAGAAGAAGAAACCAAGGAAACCUUCUGUAGAAGAAGUGACUGAGGAAGUCACUCUCAAGAAGGUGGUACCAAUGGAGCCAAAGGAGGAAGAGGAAGUCACAGAACAGGUAGUGAUAAAGAAAAAGAAGCCCAAGGAGGUGAAAGUAGAAGAGGUGACUGAGGAAGUGAAAAUUAAAAAGAAGGAACCAGAGAAACCCAAGGAUGAUGUACAUGAAGAAAUAACAAUAAAGAAGAAGAAACCAAGGAAACCUUCUGUAGAAGAAGUUGCUGAAGAAGUCACUCUAAAGAAGGUGGUACCAGUGGAGCCAAAACAAGAAGAGGAAGUCACAGAAGAGGUAGUGAUAAAGAAAAAGAAGCCUAAGGAGGUGAAAGUGGAAGAAGUUACUGAGGAAGUGAAAAUUGAAAAGAAGGAACCAGAGAAACCCAAGGAAGAGGUAAGUGAAGAAAUAACAAUAAAGAAGAAGAAACCAAGGAAACCUUCUGUAGAAGAAGUGACUGAGGAAGUCACUCUUAAGAAGGUGGUACCAGUGGAGCCACAGGAGGAAGAGGAAGUCACGGAACAGGUAGUGGUAAAGAAAAAGAAGCCUAAAGAGGUGAAAGUAGAAGAGAUUACUGAGGAAGUGAAAAUUAGAAAGAAGGAACCAGAGAAACCCAAGGAUGAUGUAAGUGAAGAAAUAACAAUAAAGAAGAAGAAACCAAGGAAACCUUCUGUAGAAGAAGUUGCUGAAGAAGUCACUCUAAAGAAGGUGGUACCAGUGGAGCCAAAACAAGAAGAGGAAGUCACAGAAGAGGUAGUUAUAAAGAAAAAGAAGCCUAAGGAGGUGAAAGUAGAAGAGGUGACUGAGGAAGUGAAAAUUGAAAAGAAGGAACCAGAGAAACCCAAGGAUGAUGUAAGUGAAGAAAUAACAAUAAAGAAGAAGAAACCAAGGAAACCUUCUGUAGAAGAAGUUUCUGAAGAAGUCACUCUAAAGAAGGUGGUACCAGUGGAGCCAAAACAAGAAGAGGAAGUCACAGAAGAGGUAGUUAUAAAGAAAAAGAAGCCUAAGGAGGUGAAAGUGGAAGAGGUUUCUGAGGAAGUGACAAUUAAAAGGAAGGAACCAGAAAAACCCAAGGAUGAUGUAAGUGAAGAAGUAACAAUAAAGAAGAAGAAACCAAGGAAACCUUCUGUAGAAGAAGUGAGUGAGGAAGUCACUCUAAAGAAGAUGGUACCGGUGGAGCCAAAAGAAGAAGGGGAAGUCACAGAAGAGGUAGUUAUAAAGAAAAAGAAGCCUAAAGAGGUGAAAGUGGAAGAGGUUUCUGAGGAAGUGACAAUUAAAAGGAAGGAACCAGAAAAACCCAAGGAUGAUGUAAGUGAAGAAGUAACAAUAAAGAAGAAGAAACCAAGGAAACCUUCUGUAGAAGAAGUGAGUGAGGAAGUCACUCUAAAGAAGAUGGUACCGGUGGAGCCAAAAGAAGAAGGGGAAGUCACAGAAGAGGUAGUUAUAAAGAAAAAGAAGCCUAAAGAGGUGAAAGUGGAAGAGGUUUCUGAGGAAGUGACAAUUAAAAGGAAGGAACCAGAAAAACCCAAGGAUGAUGUAAGUGAAGAAGUAACAAUAAAGAAGAAGAAACCAAGGAAACCUUCUGUAGAAGAAGUGAGUGAGAAACUCACCAUAAAGAAGGUAGUGGAAAAGAAAGCUGCAGAACCACAUGAUGAGGAAGUAACAGAAGAAAUAACAAUUAAGAAGUUGGCACCAAAGACACCUGAGGACAGCGUGGCAGAAUUCACUGUUAAGAAGAAGGCUCCACAGAGGAAGUUGUCAAUAGAGGAGUUAGGUGAGGAAGAAAUCACUAUAAAACCAAUGCGGCCAAGACAACCAUCAUUGCCUGAAGUAACUGAAGUUACUGAUGUUGAAACAGUUACAAUUCAGCCUAGAAUCACUAAAACAAAAGAAGAAAUAGAACAAGAAUUCAAGAUUCAGCUACAUACUUAUGAAGAAGAGGAUAUCUCAAUGACUAGUAAAGUCAGGUUAAAGAAACAACGACGUCCUACCUAUGCAGAAGAAGCUGGUGAGCAAACUAUUCGAAUUAUCAAAGAGAUAGAAGAUCAGAAGUCACCUGAAAUUAUAGAAGUUUUAGAGUCUCCUGAAGCUGAAGGUGUCAGUUUUGAUUUGAAGCGCAAGCCAAGUUAUACAGUUCAGGAAGCAGAAGAAGAGGAAACAGUGAUACUAACAAAACCACAUAGGGGGAGAGAAGACAUUGAAGAAAGUUUUCAGAUUUCCUUACGCAAGAAAGAUGAUUCUCGCAAAAUGUCAUACUCCAUUGAAAAUGUUGAAGAAGAGUUCAGCAUUGGUUUUCAAAAGAGGCAGCCUACUCCAGCAGGAACAUCCUUUGAAGAAGAGUCCUUGGAGCUGAGGCUGAAGCCUAAGAAGAGGCCUACAAGGAUGUCACAGGAAGAGGAUUUCACUCUGAGUAUAGUAAAGGAAACAGAAGUCUUCCAAGAAGGAGUAGAAGAGAUAUUAGUUACAGAGCUUCAAGAAGGGGAUGUGUUAUACUCAGUCAGUGCCUAUGAAGCAGAAAAUGAAGAUGCAAUGAAUCUUGUUGAGGGUGAGAAGGUUUACAUCAUAGAUAUGAAUAACCCAGACUGGUGGUUUGUUAAAAAACAUCUCACAGAAGAGAAAGGAUGGGUUCCAGCUCAACUUCUAAUGGAUGAAAUUAGGUACACAACAUUUGUUCAGAAAGUAAUCCAGCAAAAAAUUGACCAGCUUCCUGUUUUUGAAAAACCUGUACAUACAGACAAAGCUACCGCACCAAGAUUUGUUGAGAAGCUUCAACCUAAGCAUGUUCCUGAUGGAACAACAGUUGAAUUUCGGUGUCAGAUUUCUGGUAGCCCUCGUCCACAGGUUACAUGGUUUAAGCAGACAGCCAUUCUGUUGCCUUCUCAUGACUUCCAGAUGUUCUACAGUGAAGAUAAUGUGGCAACGCUUGUCAUAAAAGAAAUUUUCCCAGAAGAUGCUGGCACGUAUACAUGUGUUGCAAAGAAUGCAGCAGGAUUUGCAUCUUCUUCAACAGAGCUUGUUGUAGAGGGACCAUUGUCAGACCAUGGGUCAGAUGUUGCUGUACUAUCCAGGAAAAGCCUCUCAAGGGAAUCGUCUCUAGCAGACAUCCUGGAAGGAAUUCCUCCCAUGUUUACACACAAACCAGUGCCACUGUCUGCGCCAGAGGGUUCUGAUGUGAAACUGGACUGUCAAUUAGUGGCAGUUCCUGAACCAGUUAUUACAUGGUACUUCAACAAAAAGGAAGUUGAUAAAACUGAAAAUGUUUCUGUUUCUGUUGAUUCUGAUGGUCAUAUGUACUUUAGCAAAGUUUCCAUUAAAAAAGUAAAGAAAUCGCAGGAAGGUGUAUAUGAAGUCAUUGCCAGAAACACCGAAGGAGAAACGUCUAUGCCCAUAAUCCUAAAGGUAAAAACAUCAAAGAAGGAACCACCAACAGUCCUGGAACCACUGAAACCAACGGUUGUCCAUACUGGUGAUCCAGUAGUAUUACAUGCAGUCAUAACAGGCAACCCAGCACCAAAAGUCACGUGGCUCAAAGAUGGUCUUCCAGCUGACGACCUGCCUGUUUCUCAUGAUGGAGACACUCACAGCAUUUUCUUGAAAGAUGCUGGUGAGGGAGACGCAGGGGUCUACACAGUAAGAGCAGAGAACCCCGUUGGUAGUGUAGAAAGUACAGCAUCUCUCGUAGUUGAAGCACCUGAUGAGAACAUGGAGCCACCACUUUUUACGGAAAGAUUUGAGGAAGUAAAAGUCCCUGAGAAAUGUACAUUACGUCUGGUAGCCAAGGUGACAGGGAAUCCUGUUCCAGAGAUUACGUGGCUCAGGAACAAUAGACCACUGAAACCAUCACCAAACCUAACUGUGUCAUUUGAUGGGACCACAUCUUCUUUGGAAAUUCAGAAUGUGGAUUCAGAAGUUGAUGCUGGAAACUACAAAUGUGUAGCCAAAAAUCGUGCAGGAAUCACAUCUCAUGGAGCAAGAGUUUCAGUCGAUGUUCCGGAAGUCACAUUUGUAAGGAAACUGCAGGAAAUUACUGAAGUUGAGGAACGAGAAUCUCUGGUACUGGAAUGUGAAACUUCACACACAGUAUCGACACACUGGUUCCAUGAGAAUCAUGAGCUCAGUGGAAUGGACCACCGAGUGGUGGUGCAAGAGGGCCGUAUUCAUCGUUUGCUUAUAAAGAACUGCACAUCGCGAGAUGCCGGCCUGUACCAGUGUCGGGUGAGGGAUCAAGUGACGGAGGGCCACGUUACAGUCCACGACAAAAAACCAGAGUUUCUGCGGAAGUUACAAGAUUUCGAAGUGAAAGAAAGGGAAAGUGCUAUAUUGGAAGUUGAAAUCACAUCAGAAACAGCAGAUGUAACAUGGCACAAAGAUGGUGAACAACUGACAGACACAAGUGAUAAAUUUGUAUUUGAGAAGCAAGGAACAGUACGCAAGUUACUGAUUCGAGGUGUGUCUGUCCACGAUGAAGGCGAGUACACAUGUGCCCUUGGAGAACAAGAGUGUACUGCAGAAGUCUCUGUUGUUGAACUUCCACCAGAGAUAACCACUAAGAUGCAGGAUGUGACUGUUGCGAAGGGUGAGAAAGCAACAUUUGAAAUAGAGCUAACAAAGGGAGAUGCCCUUGUCCGAUGGUUUAAAGAUGGCAAGGAGCUGCAAUUUUCUGAACAUGUGCAACUGUCCAUUGAUGGGAAGAGGCAGCGCCUGAAAGUGUACAAUUCCGAACUUAAGGAUGCAGGUGUUUACUCUUGCGAAGUUGGUGAACAGACAUCUUCAGCACGACUAACUGUUGAAGAGCCAGCUGUGCAGUUCCUUAAGAAAUUGCCAGAUGUGACAUUAAUUCCUCUAAACUUGGAUGCUACAUUCACUGUAGAACUGUCACGAUCUGAUGUUAAUGUGAAAUGGUUGAUGAAAGGCAAAGAAAUAAAAUCAUCUGAGCGGUACCAAAUAACCUCAGAGGGAUCUGUGAAGAAAUUAGUUGUAAAGAAUGUUACCAUUGAGGAUCAAGCAGACUAUAGCUGUGUUGCUUUGAAUGUAAAAUCAACAUCAAAACUUAAAGUUGAAAUAAUUGAAACAGCACCAAGGAUUAACAUCGAAUCUCUUACAAAAGAAUAUCGAGUUAAAAAAGGAGAUGAUGUAACUAUUGAGGUGAAAUUCACUGCAGCUCCUCCAGCACAGGAUGAAUGGUUCAUCAAUGGCAAACUUGUCAAGAAAUCACCAAGGAUUAUACAAACACUGACUGAGAAUUCUGCAACUCUGACCAUUAAGAAAGCUGAAGAAACAGAUGCUGCAAGCUAUACUGUUAAAUUAUCCAACAGGCAAGGGGAAGCCUCAGCAGAGAUGACCCUCAUUCUAAUGGAGCCACCAUCAGAGCCAGGCAUCCCAGAAGUUGUUGAAGUCACUGACCAGACCAUUACACUUCACUGGAAGCCUCCAGAAUUUGAUGGACAUUCUCCUAUUACAAACUAUGUUCUGGAAUACCAUGACAAGACUGAUUUCACAUGGAUUCAAGUAAAGGAAAUGGUUAGAGAGACAACUCACAAAGUGACACAACUUCAGACAAAUGGGGAAUACAUGUUCCGUGUGUCAGCCGAGAAUGAUAUUGGCCGUGGUGCUCCAUCACACAACACCCGUUACAUACGAGUUACUAAACCAUUAUCUGCUGAACCACCAGCAAUCCAGCAGCCACUGGAAGGGGUAGUGUGUGGCUUAAAACAGUCGAUAACUCUUUCUUGUGUUAUUGGAGGAAUACCUGAGCCAACAGUAAAGUGGAUGAAAGAUGGGAAGGCGUUCAAAAGCAAAAAUUUGACAUAUGAGAACAGGAUUGCCAAAUGCAUCAUAAGUGAGACUACAGAGACAUCAUCUGGCAUUUACACAUGUCAGGCAACAAAUACAGCUGGCUUUGCAGAAACAUCAUGUGAACUUAAAAUUCAAGAACCUCCAAAACUUGAAUUUGAUGAGAGUUUGGUAACUCAGAAAUUAAGGAUAACUAAUCAGUGGAAGAUAGAAGUUAAGUAUUCAGGCUUCCCUAAACCAGAAGUGGUAUGGACAAAGAACGGAAAAAGCCUGGCUUCUACUAAGCACUGUUCCAUCUACCAUGAUGAAAAUUCAUCAACAAUUGCGAUAUAUUCCUUAGCAAAAGUGGACACUGGAACCUACACAUUUACAGCUCGCAGUGAUGCAGGUUCGGCGAGCGUGGAUUUCAGUCUAAAAGUCAUUGACAAGCCAAGCAAACCAGAAGGGCCAAUUAUUGUAAAAGAUAUCCGAAAGGAUUCUGUGGUUCUCGAAUGGAAACCCCCUGCAGAUGAUGGUGGCCUUGAGCUUUCUAAAUACUCUGUUGAAAAAUGUGAUGUUGAGAAGAUGGUGUGGAUGAAGGUUGCUGACGUAGAGAAAGAUGUCUCGUCAUAUUGUGUACAACGUUUGAGAGAGGAUUCAGAGUACAUGUUCAGAAUUAUUGCUGAGAAUCCAGUAGGAACAUCAGAGCCACUUGAGAGUGACCCAGUCACCAUUAGAAGCAAAUUUGAUAAACCGUCUGCCCCAAGAGGACCACUACAUGUCUCAGGUAUGACUGAGACAUCUUUCACUGUCGCUUGGCAAUCACCAGAAUCAGAUGGAGGUGCUCCAGUGCUGGAAUAUGUUGUAGAACGCAGAGAAGUGGGGAAGAAGGCCUGGCAGAAGGUUGGAAGCACAACAAAAGAUGUGACUCACAUUGAAGUUUCUGGACUUAAAACGAAUUCAUCGCAUAAUAUCAGGAUAACAGCUAGAAAUGAAGUUGGUCUCAGUGUACCAUUUGCUCCCGAAGAUGCAAUUACUGUUGGAAUGAGAAUAAGUGCCCCAUCUGCACCAGUUGAUCUACAUAUUACUGAUUUCACAAGCAAGAGUGUCACUCUGCAGUGGGGGCCCCCUGCCAGUACAGGUGGAACUGAACUAACAGGAUACAUAAUUGAAAAGAGACUACUGUCAUCAAAGAAGUGGAGCAAAGUUGUUACACUUGAACCAUCAGUACUACAAUACUGUAUAGAAAACCUUAAAGAUAAGGCUGAGUACUUCUUCCGUGUGUAUGCAGAAAAUGCCAUAGGACUUAGCCCACCAGCUGGCACAGAGCUGGUCUCCCUUAAAAAGCAUGCAACUGUUCCAUCACCACCUACAGCUCCACUUGAGGUACGACCCAUAGGCCCAAAUGCUGUUGUGAUUGCAUGGGGAAUCCCUGAAACUGAUGGUGGUGCACCUCUUCAGGGUUAUACUAUCGCCAUACGUGAUGUGCGAAAGACUAUGUGGAUGGAAGUUGGUCGUGUCAAAGCUGAUGUACAUAAACUCACAAUCAAAGACCUACAGGAAAACCAUGAAUACCUCAUUCGAAUUUUUGCAAAGAAUGAAGUUGGUCCUAGUGAGCCUUUGGAAUCAGAGGAGCCAUUUAAAAUGCUGAGGCCAACAGAAAUUGACCAGCAAGAACUCGAUAAGCUGGAAACGACAGCACCGACACUUAGUUUCAGUACUGAAACCACCACAUCCUGGAUGAAAGAAGCAGGCAUGGAUGCUGACAUCCGAUCAUACGCAAGAGGUUCAUUAUUAAGAAGGGAUGAAUAUUUCUUCCGUAUUUGGUACUAUGCCCGACAGUUGUUUAAGUGAUGUGGUGUAAGGAAUCAAUUGUGAAGACAAAGACAAAUAGUGUGUAAAGUGUAUACGAAGUCGUAAGUAGAGUUGUUGAGCGUAUCUGUGCUUAAGGCACUGAUAAAACAAUAGAACUAUUUAUUUUUUUACCUUUUGUAAAGCAAUUUUGUACUGAAUUUUAUAUGAAGGCUUGGAAGCAGCACUGUGGGCAAGCACUCUACUAUCUUGCUUCCUGAUUUCCAUCAAUGAAAUAAAAAAAAAGUACCCUGUGCAAAGCAAAGCAGGGGGCACUGAUAGAGAGUAGAACUUGCACCUGUUGCUUCUGGCUGACUGAUUCAAGGACCAAGACUGUUGCUUUGUAUUUCUUGCAUAUUCAGUAAAUAUGUAAAUAAGGAGGCAGAGGAACUGUACAUUACUACAAAUGUUAAUAAUAAUAAUUUAUUGAAAUGAGGAUGUAAAUGUUUAUGGACAUAAAAUGUAAUUCUUAUAGGUUUUUCAUAUAUAUGUAAUUUUUAUGGACACUGUACUACACAACAAAACAAGUCAGAGAAGUGGGUCUGCUGAAGCAGGACAUUUCUGCUGUGACUUAAUAAGUGUGUAAGUAAUACAGUGUAUUAUGCUGUGAUAUACUCUUGUGUAUCAUUCAGUUUUGAAUUAUGUGAUUUCAAAUGUGUAAUUGUGUUCAAUUGGCUGCAAGUAUUUUUUACCUCUUUUAAUAUCACUGUCUGUUUCAACUGCAGUUGCAAUAACUGCUUACAAAGUAGUCUGUAAUCAUUUGGUUCAAGUAAGCGUCACUUCACCGGUAACUUAAAGGAGACAAAAUAUAGGUGCAACGACAUGAAUUUGUUACUGGUAAGAGUCAGCUUACAGAGCAAAUGAUACUUCAUGAAAGAAUCAUAUUAAAAUAUAUAUAUUUUUAAAGUUGGAAUAA
This is a messenger RNA of Schistocerca serialis cubense, 63828 nucleotides long. Its product is annotated as titin. Lineage: Eukaryota; Metazoa; Arthropoda; Insecta; Orthoptera; Acrididae. Bases 126 to 62915 code for a protein of 20929 amino acids. The record is from RefSeq and is a predicted model, not a curated record. Gene Ontology annotation, molecular function: protein binding. The transcript has 125 exons.